Pelobates cultripes (western spadefoot toad) is the source of this 48174-nucleotide messenger RNA. Lineage: Eukaryota; Metazoa; Chordata; Amphibia; Anura; Pelobatidae. The record is from the annotation of a GenBank genome assembly.
AUUUGCGUUAGCUGCCAGUGCAUUUUUGGUCUACGGCAAAAUGGCCGCUGCGCUAACACUUCGCGCACGCUCACGGAGCGCGGCUGAAGCGGCGCAGGCUAUCUCUAGUGUUUAGAGCGGCUGUCUGAACGCGCGGUUUGAUUCGUUCUGCCUGGUUGACGCUCCAGCAGAUGACCAGACAUGGCGGGUAAGUUGGUGAAGGAGGCAUUAUACGGUUAUAAAGUCUGAUCUGAUAAAGCUGGCCGCCUGGGAGCCAGGCUGACAGAGUCUGCUUUGUCAUGAGGGGAGAGAGGGGGAAUAAGGGUCUGGGGGGGAAUGGCUCCCUCAUAGUCUGAACAUCUGGUGCUGAUCUCCCGCCAAAAGCCAAGCCCAGCAUCUAAUGGGGACCAUCAGUGGCUGAGAGUAACUAGGCCCGGGAUAGGCAACCUUUGGCACUCCAGAUGUGGACUACAUCCCCCAGAAUGCUCUUACACCCAUAAUGCUGGCAAAGCAUCAUGGGAGGUGUAGUCCAAAACAUCUGGAGUGCACUGCUCACAGCAGCUCCCAUUGUACUGACCUGUGAUUGUAACUGACAGGAACACAAUAUAAUGACAUUUACAUCACUCUGGUACCCCCCUCCCCCCAUCCUCUAAAUGGGGAAAAAUAGCUCAGAUUAACUCAAUGAACAAUAUAAAGUCUGUAAAAUUACUUUGUGAGACUCUUCCCAAAUUAAAAAAUAAAUAAAGAGAAUUGGACUUAAAGUGAUUGUCACCACCUGGGGUCUUUGCAUAUUUUGCAAUGAUCAUAGAUGGAAACAUGGCUGCUUGCAGCAGUGCAUUUUAUAAAGAUGUAUUCUUUAUGGGAGGCUCAUGGAGGGGGAAUGACAGAGCCAGGAAAACAAACUCGUUUUCCUGGCACUAUAGUGCUGAAGGGGGAGGAAGGGGGUUAAACGUUCCCCUUUCUCCAGCGCCGGGCUCCCUCGGCGCUGGGGACUCUCCUCCUUCCGACGUCAUUGGCUGAAAGCGCAUGCGCACGCAUUCAGCCAGUCUCAUAGGAAAGCAUUCUCAAUGCUUUCCUAUGGACGCUGGCGUCUUCUCACUGUGGAAAUCAGUGAGAAGCGCGGAAGUGCCACUAGCGGCUGUCAAUGAGACAGCCACUAGAGGCUGGAUUAACCCUAUUGUAAACAUAGCAGUUUCUCUGAAACUGCUAUGUUUACAGCAGGCAGGGUUAAUCCUAGAUCAGGAGUGGGCAACCUACGGCAUUAGUGCCAUGCACGGCACUCAAGGCUGCUAGAGCCAAACAGGCUCUGGCCUAUCAUGAGUUUCAGUAAAACUUAGGAUAUCUGCCAAUACGAAAAGGUGGUGAAGGACCAAUCCUCAAUUUAUGCAUUGCAGCACGUAGAGGAAGUAAUCUCAGAUCACUUCAUUCCAGCACUUGUGAAUGGGAAUCCACACUGUAGUAGAGCGGCCCGCAGCUGCUGUUGCAGCUCCUGUCUUUGACCUGUGCCUGGUCCCCACUGGAACCCAGGGAAGCCACCCACACUGCUAGAUAAACACAGAAAUGUAGAAUAACCCUCCACUCAUACAAAUAAUACAAACAGCCCACACACAAACACAACACACAAUCUGCACAAACGUAACCCGCUAACAAUCCACAUACAUGCACACAACCCCACAUAGUGCAUCUGUGCAGCAAAAUGCAGUGAUGUAAUAACCAAAUGCCACUAGUAUUAAAGGAUCACUAUAGUGUCAGGAAAACAAAGCGGUUUUCCUGACAAUAUAGUUCCCUCAGGGUCCCCCUCCCAUGGCACUGAAUGGGUUAAAACCCCUUCAGCAACUUACCUUAAUCCGGCGCUGGUGACCUCUCCUCCCCCGCCGACGUCACUGGAGUCGAAUGUGCGGCAAGUGCCGCAUGCGCAUUCGAAGUGUCCAUAGGAAAGCAUUUCUUAAUGCUUUCCUAUGGACGCUCUGCGUGAUGGAGGCGAAAUUCGCCUCCAGCGUCGGAGAUGCGCCUCUCGUGGCCUUCCGGAAGACCACCACUAGAGGCUGGAUUAACCCCAAAUGUAAACAUAGCAGUUUCUCUGAAACUAUGUUUAUAUCUGAAGGGUUAAAACCUGAGGGACCUGGCAUUCAGACCACUUCAUUGAGCUGAAGUGGCCUGGGUGACUAUAGUGUCCCUUUAAGUACCUGUAUUAUUAAAUAUCCUCAUCAAAUACAGUUGACUUCUGAGAUUAUUUAAUUAUGACUCGAGAGUUCCCUUUAGAUUAUCACUAGGGUGCAAGAGAGAUCCCUUGGUUUUGGAAGAUUAUGAUGAUCAGCAUAAUUAAAGGGACACUAUAGUCACUAGAACAACUACAUCUUAUUGUUUGUGUUCUGGUGAGAAUAAUCAUUCCCUUAAUGCUUUUUGCAGUAAACAUUGUAUUUUCAGAGAUAAGGCAGUAUUUACAUUACAACCUAGUAAUACCUCCACUGGUGGCCACUCAGAUAGGUUAUUCCUGGGGCAGUUCUGCACACUGUGCAGCUCUGACAGUCGGUGUCUCCACCCUCUGCAUGUAGACACUGAACUUUCCUCAUAGAGAUUCAUUGAUUCAGUGCAUCUCUAUAAGGAGAUGCUGUUUGGCUUGUGCUGGCACUGCCCCAGGGCCGGACUGGCCCACCGGGAUACCGGGAAAUUUCCCGGUGGGCCGCGGCACUUAGGGGCCGACCGCGUUCCUGGCUGGAGCCGCCGGGCUGGGUGGCAGCUUCCCCGGUCCGGCGGCGCUGCUCCUGUCACUGCUGUGGCUGAUGGAGGAGGAGCAUGUCUCUGUACCAUGCUCCCUCGCGGUUCCCGGCACAGAGACAUGCUCCUCCUCCAUCAGCCACAGCAGUGACAGGAGCAGGGCCGCCGGACCGGGGAAGUUGCCGCCCGGCGGCUCCAGCCAGGAAUGCGGUCGGCCCCCUGACUUCUCCAGGUAAGGGGAGAGAUGGGGAGGAGGGAGACACAGGGAGUAGGGAUAGACACAGGGAAAGGGGGGAGGAGAGAGAUGGGGAGAGACACAGGGAAAGGGGGGCAGACACAGGAAAGGGGGAGGGAGAGAGAUGGGGGAGGGGAGAGACACAGGGAAAGGGAGGAGGAAGAGAGAUGGGUUGUAGGGAGAGACACAGGGAAAGGGGGGAGGAAGAGAGAUGGGGAGGAGGGAGAGACACAGGGAAAGGGGGUGAAAGAGGCAGAGGGGGAAGAGAGAGACAAAGAGGGAGAAAUGAGAGAGACACACACAAGGGGAGAGGAAGAAAGAGGCAGAGGGGGAAGAGAGAGACUGGGAGGGAGAGGGGAGACAUUGACACAGAGGAGCAGUGAGGGGGAGAAAGAAACAUACAGAGUGACUGGGGGAGACAAAGGCACACAGAGGGGCUGGAGAUAAAGAGACACACAUAGGGGCAGUAUAUAUCACUAAAGGCUUUCCCCUGCCGGCCGAUCUCCCUCCCCGUUCCACAGGCACCGUGCAGCCAGUCGGCAGGGGAGGAAGAGAGGACCUGGGGCAACGCUCCGGCUCUCACGAGGGUGAACUCUAGCCCUGGAGCUACGGCUAGAGUUCACUCUCACCACUUCCUGGUGGUCCCAGUAGUAGGAGUGAAGUCUAGCCCCACACAUACACAUUCACACACUGCCCCCACACACACACACACACCAUACACAUUUGCACACUGCCCACCCACACACUGAACCUUUCACACACAUUGCACCACUGCUCCUAUACCCUACUACAGCUCCAUAUCCCAGCAGACUCCAGGUAAGUUGUCAAACUGUUCUUAAACGGUUUGACGACUUACUCUGGGAGGGGAUGCCGAUGCUCCUGGCACCAUAACCUCUACACAGAGGAGUAGUGGUUAUUGUGCAUGGAAUAUUUCUUUAAAUAAUCUACAAGUGCCCCUCUCAGGCUCAGGCUCUGAAUCCGCCACUAGUAUAUGACAUGUAUAUUAAUGUGUGUAUUAUAUAUAUAUAUAUAUAUAUAUAUAUAUAUAUAUCUCUACUAUAUUUACACAUAUUAACCCCUUAAGGACACAUGACAUGUGUGACAUGUCAUGAUUCCCUUUUAUUCCAGAAGUUUGGUCCUUAAGGGGUUAAUGUACAUUUAUAAAUGCAUAAUACACAGAGAAAUUUCAUUAAUAUGUACCAUAUGUAAUGAGCAGAUGUUGGCCCAGUCUUGUUGCUAGGUGCAUACUCCAGCACAAUAACAUAUUUAAAGUGAAGAGCACACCCACAGGACUUCAAAAUAAACAUUUUUUACAGUUGUGCCCUACAUACAUUCACCAUUUCAGUCCCAUUAACAAGCUUUCCUUAAUAUGUCAAGGUAGUUGGACUGAAACAUUGAUUACAUGCAAAGGCACGUCUGCUUAAAAUAAAUCUGCACUUGUGUUUAUUUUGAAGCCUAUGAGUGCGCUUUUUACGUUGAAGUACUUUUUAAUUUUAAGUUAUCUGUUCUAACUCUGUAUCUGCACACUAUGCUGGCGCGACGCAUUAUGGGGCUGGUAAAUAUUUUUUUUCCAGGGCUGCUUUUAAUUCCCAGUCUGGCCCUCCUCUGCCUUCUUAAGUCUCAGCCAAUCAAUUUCCUUCCUAUGGUAAAGCAUUGUGAUUGGCUGAGAUAAUCACUUCUGAUGAUAUCAGGCUGGCAGAUCAGGGGCAGAGCCAUCAGCAGCAGACUGGAGUAAAAGUAAAAUUGUGCUAUAUUUAGGGGGGAUAGAUGGAGGUUUUAACACUAUAGAGUCUAACACGAUACCAAUAGGUGAACGCCACAAUCUUCACUUGAAGCGGCCUCAGAUACCAGGUUAGGAUGACUACACAUAGAAUUAGAGUUAACCACCGAAAUAUAGCAAGGGGUUGGAAAUACAGGCCCACGGUUUCGAACAAAACACGACAUUAGAUUAAUUGUAUCACCCAGCAGAGAAUACAAUGUCCAGAAAACUGGAAUAAUACCAUUACCGAAGUUAACAUGUAUGAAUCAUAGCACAGGGGAGAAACGUCCCCACAUUUGAUUACUAAAAUUAAUAAGGACCUGCGAGUCCAACAAUUACCUGGGCCUGCGAACCAAAAUGCCUACUUUACACAUGAUACCCUGUCAAAGUUCACUUUGUCUAUGUUACCAAUUCAUAGCUGCAAUGGAAUUGAAGAGACCUGCGAGUCUCAUCGUUAAGUUUGUACCAAAAAUUGCACAUAAUAAAAAACAUAUUUACAAAAGAAACACUAGAGUCAGGAAUACAUAUUUGUAUUGAAACUGAUCGUAUAUAUAAAUCACUUUAAUUUUUUUUUUUUUUUCCCAUUAGGUCUCACUGCUAUGGAAAAGAAGUUGGCGGAGUACAAAUGUAACACAAAUGAAGCGAUUAAACUAAAGUUAGGUGUGUUGCCUUAAUUUUUUUUUUUUUUUUAAAUGAAAACAAUCCAGGUUUAGCUCUGUUGUGUGAUCGUUAAUAUGUCCUAGCCCUAUAUUUUUUAUUUUGUCCCCCUUACCUGCCUUUCGUUUUUAUAAAGUUUAGUUUUGUUUGCUUCCUUCACCUAACCACUGCUUUGGCCAUUUGCCUUUCUUCUUCAUGAUAUCUAUCAUAAAUGCAGUAAUUUCCAAAAACGUGGCUGCAAUGAGCCAACCACCCCGCUCAUAAAUGUCAUAUUGGAAAGCUGUGGUUCACUAUAUUUCUAUGCACACACUUAUGGCAUAUGCACUCACAUCAUCUUACAGACUUCCUCAUAGAUGUUAAUGAGAGAAGCUGCAAAAGUACAUUCUAGUUACAUUCACAUAAAAUAAGUGAAUUGACAUAUUCACUAAAUGAAUAGCUUCACUGCUACUUCUGUUGUCUUGUGAUAGAUCUAGAAAGUUACGUACCGUAAAAAAAGUAUUAAUUUUUAUAUAUUUUUUAUGGAUGGGGAGCUACUUAUUGACUUUGGGCUAACUGGAGAUCUGGCAUUGGGGCCUACCGUUGGGGUUAAAUCAUUCAAGAAUGGUUUAACCCCUUCAGACAAGAAAGUCCCGAAUAACCUUUUGGGCCCCAUAUCUACGUCAUUUAAAUUAAGUUGUCAUGGUGCCCGGAGUGAUCCUUUAAUCAGAGAUAAACCUAUAACAUGGUUUUCUGUGGGCAAGCACAAUAUUUCUGGUGUUUCUAAUCAAGUACGCUUUUACCCCAGAUGAUGAUGUACUAUAAUUCCCAAAAUUUUCUGCUUGUCUGUUGAAUUCAAAGAAUUUUGGGAGAUGUAGAUCAACAUCUGGGGGCUGGAGUACAAAACUGACCGAACGUUCACAUAGAUAAUAUAUAUGUGUGGUCGGCAACAUAAAAGCCGUGUGAUAACACCGGUGAUGGUAAUAGUCGGUAGUGGUGUGCCGAAACAGACGUAUGGGUAGGCCUGUAAAUAAGAGGGCUGACCAGGAUAUAAAAUAAAUUCAAAGGAGGAGGGUGAGUUGGGUGGGAUGACCUGUAUGGUAUGGCACAGGUAAGGGGAGUAUAUAGGAACUCUUAACUCUUCCUAUAAAUACAGGCCCCUGGCAUUAAACUUAAAAAAAGAAAAAUAUUAUAUAUUCUAUCUCAAUGUUUGGUCGGUAGGUCAAGUAUGAGCACUCAUGGGUCAUAGUGUAAAUGUGUAUCAGAAAGUUUUAUUCCUUUGUCUCAAGAAGGACCAAGUGUCUCCAUGCAGAAUGUGGAGACGCUGAAUGUAGUUGCAGCACUGACCAAGGUAGCUGUCUGAGUAAAUGCCACUAGAGAUGAUUCUAGGCAGUAAUGUAAACACUGCCUUUCCUCUGAAAAGGCUGUGUUUAAAUUAAAAGGCCUGCAGGGCAUUACUAUACAGACCAGAAAAGCUGUAGUUCUUCUGGUGACUAUAGUGUUCCUUUUAACUGUCUUUCAAGCAGAUAACUAGUUCUGUUACUUUCUGGUAAUUUACCUAAUUGUUAAACACAAGAGGAAGCAAUUGCCCAGAUCACCUACCUUGCAAAAACUUCUCAUAGAGCUGCAUUGGGAAGUCUGUGAUUGGACAACCACAGAAAGUCUGGGCUGGGUUAGAAGGGGAGAGCUGGCAAAUGCAGCAGACAAGAGAAGCUGAAAUUAGAUAUAUCCACAAUGAAAAAAUGCUUAAUAAAAAUCAUGUAAGUUUUAAUUUGGGGUAUAUCUAUUAAACAUUGAUUUUUAGUUAUUUUGUAGUUGAGCAGUGGACUGUCCCUUUAAUUCAGUGACAUACCUUUGCUAAUUUUCAUCUGCAUAUUUGCUAUAGUUAAAGCUUGUCAACAGCUGCUUUUAACAUGUUUCAUUCACAAUUUUCAAUGUCGCCCUCUCUGAUAAACACUUCCUUGGCAAUUUUUAUAAUUUGGUUUCCAAUGCUUUCCAUGUGAUACUCAAAUGGAUCUCUCACCAUUUGUAUGUAUAUGUUAUCAUUUAUGUAAUGUUUUUAUUUAGUGCGAUUCCAAGAAGAUAUAGAAGAUGAGAGUAUGACUUUUAACCCAGAAUAUAGCCACCAGCUUUUUGGAGAUGAGUAAGUAACAGUACUGACAAUAAAAUCCUGUAUAGAUAGAGGAACCGUUAAUUUUGAAAUACUUGUACAACUCUGUUGCUUACUAGAAAUUAUCUAUGGGUAUUGUUUUUUUGUUUUUUUUCCUUACAAAUUGCACCAGUUUUGUUGUGUGUUUGUUUGUUUUGUUUUUUUGGUUUGUUUGUUUUUUUGUUGGGGGGAGUGAGUGAUCUUAACCCCUUAAGGACCACAUUUCUGGAAUAAAAGGGAAUCAUGACAUGUCAUCUGUCCCUAAAUACCUUAUUGAAGCACAGGGAGAGUAUAAAAUUAAAGCAUAGGUAAUAGCACCUGUGAUUUUGUUUAAUUUUAUUUUUUUAAUGAAAAUACUAAAGUGGAACCAAUAUUUAAAUAUGGAAAAAGUAAUAGAUGAUCUAAUAAUAAAAAAACAAAACACUGAGUGGGACCAAAUAUCUUGCGAUUUUAUUCCAGUUGACAUCAUAUGUGAGGCUUUUAAAGCACAGCCUAACAUCUAAUGUAAAUCACUCUAGUUUUUUAUUCUGUACUUACUGUGGGAAAGAGAAGUCGGGUUGAGGGAGCGCAUGACUUGUCUUAGGGUUAUAAAGCACUGCAGAUGGAAGAGUGUUUUAUACGUUUCUCGGCGGUGCACCUCACCACUGUAAAUGCAUCAAUAGCAUUGAAAAUAAAAGCAUGUAUCAAAAUGCCUUAUUAUAGUUACUAUUCAUGAGUACAUUCAUUUAACCAUUAUGUUUCAUCUAAUUGUGUACCAGUGACCAUCAUACAACACUGUUUUUAUUGGUUUUUAAUUAUUGUUUGUAGUGUUGUUUUUUGUUUUUCCCCAUUGGAAAUUUAAGAUACUGGAAAUGAUUCCGUCCGUUUUCUCAGUUUAGUUUUCUGUUUCUUCAGUGAGGUAGCGUUUGGAUACAAAGGUUUGCAGAUACAGUUGUACUACAGUGCUGGGAGCCUCUCGACCAUGUUCCGUGUCCUAUACAAAUCUAAAGUGAACGAUAAGUUUGAUUCUGUACAGGUAACGCUUACUCUCUGCGCAAUAAUGCAUCAUUGUAAUUAACUUGCCAUUGUUUUGGUUGUUUGAUUAAAUACAAUGCCGUCUUUCUAAUGAACUAGUAAAAAGUAAAGAUAUAUUAUCUUAUUUUAAUAUUUUUUUUAAAACUUUUGUGUUGCAGGUUGCCAUUUUUUCCACCCAAAUGUGUGUGUAUGUGUAUAUGUGUGUGUGUGUGUGCAUAUAUGUGUGUGUGUGUAUAUGUAUGUUGAGUUUUGCGUGGUCAGUUUGAAAAGAUUAAGCUUAGGGAAAAAUAUCUUUGUAUAUAUUUAAAUCCAAUGGAAUUUCAAAAGAUCAUUUUACUUGUGGUUUUUUUUUUCCUGUUAAAGUGUGGCCUAUGCUACAUCAGAUUGUAGUUUUCUUAGUGGGAUUAGAUUCUGUAUACUUUUUUGGGGGGGAUAUUUUUUAUUUUUUUUCUAAGUAUUUAUUUUUUGUUACAUUAUAGAAAUGUUAGUUGUCCUACCUUGCUUUGUAACUUAGAGGACGACUAUAGUGCACUUGUUUUCCUGGCACUAUAGGGUCUUUAGGUACCCCUCCUGCCGGGCUGAAGGGGUUAAACACUUACCUUUCUCCAGCACCUCGGUGCUGUUGAACUCUCCUACCUCUCCCGACGUCAGCUUUGAAUGCACAUGCGCACCAAGAGCCGCGCACGCAUUCAAACAGUCCAUAGGAAAGCAUUUUUCAAUGCUUUCGUCAGCGCCUUCUCACUGUGAUUUUUCAUGUGUAUAAUUUAAUUAAAAACUUUUAGUUAAUAAAGAAUAUGUAAUAUAUAUUUAAUGUAACAUUGAAACUUAUAAAUAUAUAAAAUAAUCAAUGAAUGCUGUGUGUCAGCACUAGCAAAAGAUAUUUUAAAACGUACAUAUUUUUUCAAUUGUGUCAUUCCUCCCCUGCCCUCCUUGCCCCCCCCCCCCAAUUUCCUCUCUGAACUUGGCUUCUCUUUCCCUGCACCACUUGUCUCCUCUGUCCAUCAUCAAAACGUUGCAACCAGUGAACAAAACUGUGUCAUUUUCACAUACAUCUGUCAAUAAAGAUACUUCCAAUGUAACAUUAUCCAAAACUGACAACCACAAUUUGACUGGAAUUCAUAGUGUGCUAUGAAUUAGACAUGCGCAAACCAAGAAUGUAGGCAUAAUAAGUCUUAAAAAGAAGACUUCUGUUAAAGUCUGAUGAAAAUGGUAUCAGGUGUAUGGUGUGUAGAUAUACAUACAAAAUAGUUUUUUUUGAGUGCAUGUUCUCUACCAAUGUGUUUGUAUUAUUUGCUGAAAGUCUUUUUAUCCAGCAAUUUUUGUAUUUAUUUUAUUUGUAAUAUCUGAUUCUAUUUAUGUACCCCUGGCUGUAAAUUUAAUGACUUUGUUUACUGUUAAAAAUAUGGUGGUUGGUUUUUCCCAUUGUGUAUGUUUGUUUUAUUUUGAGGCGUCUCAAGGUACAUUACAGAAACAAGAAUGAAUUAUGGUUAAUGUAAACAUGACAAUACAGUAGGUGUGUGCUACCAUUCUCUUCAAAAAAGUUUUUUUGUUAUUGAAACAAAAGAUAGAUUAACAUAAAGUUGAUACCCAGCUACUCAAAUGUAAACAUCAGUCCAACUGAUUGCUCCCCAUUAUCAUAGGAGGGAAAAUUGGUAUUGAUUUAUUUAAUACACAGCAGAGGGUGCACACUGGGAGUUAAAAUAGUGUGUGCUUCAUGCUUCAAAGCUGGUAAGGUUCACCUGAUACCCUCGCUUCCUACACAAGUCACAUACAAAGUCUGAGUCCCAGUGAUACAGUGUCAUCUCCCCUGCCAGCCCCAGACUGCAGUAAGAGCCCAAGGGCAAUCCCCCUGAACCGGUAACUUCUGGUACCAUUAACAAGCUCUCGGAGGAUUGUGAUCUCGUAGUAGUGUCGGUAUUGCAGCCUCUGAAGGUGUGGGAUGCGCUCUGUGUUCUCUCCCCUCAGCCUUGGAUCACGCAUACGGGAUCUGGACGGCUUGGGCCAUAAGCUUGUGGUGAGUGGUCUGGGUUUCUUCCGCUGCAUGGUCAUGAUCUCGGUUCGCCGCAAGGAGACUGGCACAGACUGCGGAGCCUUGACAGGUGAGUAACACUGCUGCUCAGCACUCCUCAGCCUUUUCUCAAUUUUGUGCCAGAAGUCCUCAAAAUUGGCAUCCAGCCUUGUGUGAACCGUCUCCAUUAGGCCACAUGGCGUGGUAGAGGGCCCGGCGUACGCCGUAUUGGAGCAAGCAAGGGGAGGCAGAAAUCUAGUCGCAGUAGUAUGUGACUGGUAACAAGUCCACCAGGAAUCGGUAAAUUGGGCUCGUGUGCUGGUGCUGGGAUAACCCCCACAGGCAGGUAGGCCGCAAUAACUGUUUGGGCUCAGAUUCUUUGUCAGAAAGCAGGAAACUUCAGAGUGAAGCUGACUUGGUGGUAGGUAAUCUCCAGCUUGUGGAUUGCCAGAUUUUUGCUAGGAAAUAAUCAAGAUUAAAGCACUUUAGGAGGUUCUCACACAGAGCUCACUUCACGUGUGACCAUUCAGCUUAGCAGCCAGGCCCGCCCCCUGUUUUAUUAACUGCACCUCUCGUUCAGACAGCCACUGGAGGGACUUUCAGGUGGGUAGGCGACUUUUGGUCACCUGACACUGGACUUCUUCACACUCUGCGUGAGGACACCCAGCGUCACACUAAACCCCAUAGGAAAGCAUUAUAUAAUGCUUUCCUAUAGGGUAAGUCCUAAUGCGGGGGCAGCCCUCGCUGCGCAUUAGGUGUCCCCCACUGGUUGACUUAGGAGGGGCAGAGCCUGAACCAGCGCUGAGGGACAUCGAUGCUGGAAUCAGGUACGUGAUGAGGGGGGCUAAAGUGGUAGGAAAACAGCUUUUUCCUAGCACUAUAGUUUUUCUUUAUUGUUAAAAUGCCCAAUAUAUAUAGGAUUUCAAUUCAUUUGUAGAUGUUAUAAAAUAAAUAUUUUCACGGAGUGAAUUACGAUUUUUAAAGCGUUGGAAAAUCCGUCAUGCUAAGAUUACAACUUUUAUAUUAGUCGCAGAGUCCAAAACCGCUACACAAAAGCAUAUGUUCCCCUGGGUUUUUAAAGAGCAUUUUUGACACCUUUCCUUUAACCAUUUUAUAAGGAAUCAUUUUUUUUUUUUUGGGGGGGGUGGGGGGGAAUUCACAGACCACAAGUGCCAACUAAUUUUGUGCCAACAAAAUUUCUAUUUUGUUAUGUUCUUGAGUUCAUUGAUACCACACAUGUAUACCUUCUUCCCUAUUACUGCUGCUAAUCCCACUUCAGAUUUUUUUUUUUUUUUCCUGAAGUUAGCACAGUACAGAGCACUCUGUGGGCACUUUGUACUGUGUGAUUGCAGCAUUAGAGGGAUAUUUACUUCUCAUGCUGCAGUUCCUGAAACUAUGAUCAGUGCUGGGCAGCUGGCAAAACCCAGCACCGUUUACUGCACACAGGGACAUGUAGAGACCCCCUUUCAGACCCUGGGGGUCUCCCUCAUCAUGGUGGCACACUCAGAAUCACGAUGGCUGAACCUGAUUACUCAGGAACAGUGAUUUUAAAGGGCCAUGUGCAUAGCUCGUCUGCCAUUAAUUGUAUCCCCAGCUGAGAGAGGGUACCAUCAGGUCUCCAGAUGAUCCAAUGAUUCAGUGAUUUCCUUAAAAAAAGAAAAGUCACAUCUUGCAGUGUAAAAUCUCUGAAUCUGUGUGGUAUUUUACAUUGAUUCUACAUAUUGGAUUUAUCAUACUUUUCUGAUUGUAUUUCUUUAUGUGCCGAGAAAGUAACCACAUAUCUGGUUUCAGAAUUCCUGUUUUGAGGAAAAGUAUGGUUGUGGUAGACAGGUGAACUUUAAUAGGCAUUUCAAGCAAGAUAUACAUACUUAAAUAGGACAUUUUAUUGUGCAGUUCAAAUUGUUGUCAAGAAAUAGCAACGGUAUGAGCAGACACUAGUGAACAACAUGAACCAGAGUUUUUCAGAACAAAAAAGAUCAGUAUGGUCAAAGACAACUUGGAAAAUUCAGUUUUAUUUAAUCAUGUAGUCUGUUGUAUGUUGUUCAGGUGCAUGGCAUAUUCCUUUAAAUUGAGCUGCCCUUGCAAUUAUAGACCAUCUUUUGAAGAGGAAUUCUCACUUACCUGUAAUUUAUAACAAAAUAGACCUGUAGAUUGUUAAAGGGACACAAUAGGCACUGUAUCUGCUUCAUCUCAUUAAACUGGUUAUAGUGUCAGGAGUCCACUGGUCCCAUCAUUUCUAUCAGCAUUAAACAGUUUUUAAAGUUUUAAUGUCUAAUGCUAAACAUGAGUUCCCCGGCAAUCCAUCCCCUCUGUGCUGCUUUGGGUAAUAAGGAAGUAUUAGCCCAAGCAGCAAUGGGCAGCUGUAAUUGGCUGAGAGUGUCAGCUGACUGCUUUUAACCUGUCAGAGUUCCAACUGACGGUAUGAAUGGGUAUGACAACAAGGAAGUGUGUAAUCUCUGCCUUAGCUACACAUACUGAAGGGGCCAGACUGUGGGUGGCCAGGGACUCUUAUUUUGUGGCAUACUGCACGAACAUGGUGCAACACUGAAUGGAGGGAUAGUGCCAGGGUACUCCAGGCACUAUAAUCAAUUCAAAGAGAUGAAAUGCUUAUUGUGACUACAGUGUCCCUUUAACCAUUUUUCCCCCAAAGAUGCUUUGAUUUCAUUUAUAUUAAAAUGUAUCAAAUUUACAUCAACAUCCAAUUCAACCAAGGCAAAGUCAGGGCAAACAUUACAAAUCAACAGUAGUGAAAGAUUCAUUGUUUGAUUUUCCUCUUCUCUGUAUGCUUUCUCCAUGACUGCCAGGCACAAAUUACAGGGCUUAUAACAGUGACUGACACUGAGCUAAAAUGGAGUCACCCAAUUACAUUCUUAAAGGGACAUACAGGUAAAUAGGAUUUUAUUCCCCGUAUUUACCUGCUUCGUCUUUCUUAUGCUUUCCACACACACUCCAGGGUGGACACUGAUUUAACCAAUCUGUGUCCUAUUCCUAGGAAUGUUGGAAAAGUGCCCUGGGAAUGCAUGACAUAUAAAAUCUGCAGUUACAAGAUUUCUUCACCUUGCAACAUCCUAACAGGGGGAGAAGAGAUGGAGUUUGAUCAGUGUGAUCAUGCAGAGGAGGCCCUGGUGUCUGUUGUCACUCUCAUGCUGCUACACAAUGAUGCUUGCUAGUAACUAUAGUGAACAAAUCUGAAACUGGGUGGGGAAUGGUGGGGAAGCAUGAAGGAAACUUCCCUAGCUGAGAGGCAUGUCCAACAAUUCAAUCUGACCAACUUUAUAGUAAGUUUAUAAAUGUUUAUUCUGAAAGUAUUUUUUGCUUAAUUUUUGUUUAAGUGUUUGCUUACUGUUUAAAAAAAAUAAUUGUCAAGUGAUGCGUGUCCCUUUAAAUUUUGUGAACAUGAUAACUUGAAAUGCAGUUUACAAAUAUCUGCUAUACCUACAUCACCACUGUCUUAAAGGAACACUAUAGGCACCUAGACCGCUUUAUCUCAAUGAAGUGGUCUGAACGCUAUGCCCCUCCUUUUUAGCCCGGCAAGUGAAAAACAUUGCCCUUCUACGGGAAUGCUUAGAGGUUUAUAUACCUCUAGUGGCUGUCAUAUUGACAGCUAGUCAAUGCGAAAGCCACUGCUUUAGCUGAGAUUAUUGAUCUCAAUGAUAUCUGCCAAGGAGACCUCACACUGCAGCGUGGAAACUACUAUAACUAGAUUAAGACUAUUAUUACGAAUACACAUUUGUAUUCAUAGUGUUAUAGUGUUUGUUUAAGGGGCACCACAACCAGAAUGAAGUUGCAUGAGCAGUAUUUAAGGGAAACUCUAAGCAUCAUAACCACUACACGCACUGUUUGUGCUCCCUGUAUUGUUACUGCUGUCAAAAACGUUUUGGCACAGUACAAGGGUAUAGUGCCAUCUGAUAGCACCAUAAUAUCUAUGUAACCGUUAUCAUCCUUAGUGACACUGAAUAAAAUAUCUAAUAAACUUAGAGUAGCUGUAGAGGCAGUCAUAACUAACUUGUGGGUUUACAUUUUUGGUGUGCUAGUCUACCCAUGAUGCUCAGCCAAUUGCAGUGAUUUCUCACUUUGUUCUGUGAUCCUUUAAGUGAGCUAAUGCCUCUCACUGCGCCAGAAUUGCUGUAGAUUUCACCACAUUGCUGUUGGCAUUGAAGUGCAAACUUGCAGUUUCAACAACAUAAAAUUGUAUCUACACAUUUGCUGCUAGUUUGUCUAGCCCAAAAUACAUCAAAAUUGUAUUGUUUAUGAAGCACAAGUAUGGCAGUUUUGCAAAACAGCUGCACUUUCAAUGUAAUUUUCAAAACAAAUUAGUCCGAUGUUUUUCCCUGUCAUUACUGUGUCAAGUGAACUCUCUUUACCUGAAUAUUUUCAAAUGUUGUACAAGUUAUUCCCGUCAUUUUCGCUGCAGGAUAAACGCUUAAAUGAAGUCAAAACAUUAUUUCCGUUGCUCACAAAACAAUCAAAACUAAAUUUCCUGAUGCAUUAGAUCUAUACCUAUAUCAUAGCAUUGGAAUAAUAAGUAAAUAUUUUGAGGGCCCUUGUAUUAAGAAUAUAAAUGGACAUUCAUCAGUAGCCUCAUAUAAUAUCAGUUCAUCUUUUAAAUCACAGUAAAGAAUUAAAAAUAAAAAAAAAGUCAUGAAUACCCUUCCAAAUGUUCCAGUACAUUUAAAAACUAGAGGGGUCAAUGGUUAGUGAUCUGUUGAUUUUAUUAUUGAGCUAGCAAAGGCAGCCAGAAUAUAAUAUACUACGAACAGAAAAAAAGCUGCGUACAUUUGUUUUUUCUUUUCUUUUUCUUUCCAACGCUCCUUCCAUAACCUACACGAGUAGCUGAAUGUCGAUUUAAGUGCCAUUCAUCUGCAGGUGCAUAGCUUUAACUAGAGGGAUAAUGCUUGAAAGAACAGGAAUUAGUAGCAAGUUGUAUUAGCCUUUUGUAGAGUAUUUUGUCCUAAGCAUCUUAAUUUCCCUGUUUUGAAUGCCAAGUAGCAAGAGUCUUGGUUUUGAACUAAUACUCAUCGUGCAUGUAAACGGUGUGAAAGGGUUGCUUAGUAAGUUAACACAAAGUGUUCUUCUGUGAGUCCUUGUAGAAAUAGAUACAAUACAAACAUUCUAGGUGAACUCACUGCAGAAUCCAUUGAGGACAAACCUGGUUUUAUUGUUUAAAUGCCCUCCCAUGCACAGGAAAGAAAGUAACUGAAUAGAUUGCAAGCUCAUUUUGUUGAAUGCACUGCUAGGCUUUUAGGGGACUGUAUUGAGGGGACACGGUUUUUGUUAAGUUAAGACCAAUUCAUUACGUUUUAUUGCCUGGUGAGAAGCAGUAAUAUGCUAUUGUGAAAGUUCAUCAAAUAUUCAUGGCUAAAGACAAGUAGUAAAUGUAUUCAUUCAAGUGGUCUUGGGGGUGGUUUUGAAAAGGAAUAUGGAGUCUGCUCAGCUGACAGUCUACAGGGAGACAGCGCUUUAACAAGCUUACAUCUAAUCUCUGAUUACAAUUUGUCUGACAGGAUUUCCUCCUUUUAUUGUGGGAAUUUACAUAAAUAAAAUUCGUUCAGAAAACUUGUAAUUCCUUGUAAUCCAAAAUUGAUGAUCUUGACUCCAGACUCCUACUCUGGAUACUUCAAAAUACAUUUUUAGCAUGUUUGUGUGCAUAUUAGAGGAUCUUAUAUGGUUUUUGUAGACAUAUAACCCCAAUAUAUACAUAUGCUUCUUCACAUGCUAAAAAACAUGAUUGCACCUGGCUUUAUUAAUGUAAGGGGUUAGAAUUCAGGUCUAUACAACUAUACAAUAAAGGCUGAAACAAAUGAGCACUGUUGCAGUCUAAAAUGGGUCAUGUUUGCUAUUAUGUUGUGUAAUUUUGUUUUCCUAUGUGUCGAUUUCCCUUAAUGCUGACUUGUCCCUCUCAUUAAGAGUUCCACUAUAUAUGGAGGGUUUUUACUUAAUAUUUUAAUUUAAGGUAUGUGAACCUAUCAGACAAAAAAUAAACUUUUCAGUUUUCAAAGCUGUAAUCUUACAUAUAUUUAUCUAAAUUUUAUGAUAUGAUGCACUUCUUUUUUUAGUGUUUAAAGUGCAACUUUUCCCCCCAAAAAAUGACACAUUUCAUCUACGCCUUAAGAUUGUGCAAUUACAAGCAAAUGUAGAGAUUUUUUUGUUGUGGCCAUCAGAACAAAGAUAUAUGAAGUCAAAGGGACACUAUACAUACAGAAAUCACUUCAUCUAAACUGAUUUCAUCUUAAUAAAGUGAUUUGGGGAGUAGAUACUACCUCUGCAGCCUUGCAAAUGAAAACCGUGCCAUUUCUGAUAAACUUCAUUCUUUUACAUUUUGCAAUUCGACAUCAACCAAUGAUGGUCAGACAGCCAUUAGGAAAUUCUGACACAAAUUAUCUGUGGCAAAUGCUUUUCUAGGAGGGCUCAAUCAACUCAAUAAAAUAAAUACUUGUGUGUGUUUGUAGUUGUCUUGUUUUGAAUUUGGUGAUGGAUAUAAAUGGCCAGGAAUACAACCUGAGGCAUUAAUGUAGUCAUUGUGCCAGUACAGUGUAUGGAUUACAUUUUAUAACAUACUUUAAGGGGACAAACAUAUUUAUUAUGUAUUACCAGUUCAUUUAUAUUAAAUGUAUUUGUCAUAAAAACUAUCUGCAUUGAUGGCAUUCUUUAAUCUUGUGAAAGUAUAUUAAAUACUCCUUGUCUUCAAAUAUACCCACUAUUGGCUCUGAUAUUAGAUAGUUAAGUUGUGUGCUUAUCUGUGGUUACAAUAUGUCAAUAUAAUUAUAGCUUGGUUAAGGCAUAAGUGGGUACAUUUGACACCCGUGGCUUAGAACUUGGCUUAUUUUAACAAAUUUGUUUUCCUUUUACUCUCUACAGUCUUUUUGGAAAGAUUCUCUUGGUUUACUUCCCGGGUUAAGUUGCUUUAAGUUGUGACCCGCACUGCCCACUUUUUAAACGUUACUUCUGAGUAAGACACUACCUUGAUAAAGAUGUCGAUAGGUGUGGUAUAGUUGGUUUCCUUUUUGUGCCCAGCUCUAAAGUUCACUAAUAUUUAACAUGUAGUAGUGCCGAGGAUUACUUUUUAAUAUUAAACCUGAUGUAUUUUGGAGUAAUUCAAUCAAAUUUAAUUGCUGACGUUAUUAAUAGGCUGAAAAAAGUCUUGUGUCCAUCAAGUUCAGCCUUUCUCACAUCUGUUUUUGCCACUGAUCCAAAAGAAGGAAAGAAACAACUGUUUGAAGCACUUCGGAUUUUCCAACAAACUUGGAUAAAAUUCCUUCUUGAUCUAAGAAUGGCAGUCAGAUUCAUUAUUGAAUCAAGAAGCUAUUACCCCGAAAAUUAAAAAUGAUAUCCCUGAAUAUUGCAUCCACUAUACACUUCUAAAAACUACUUAGAAAAUAUGUAAUAAAAAGAUAUGUACAGAACUAGCAGCACGCCUUCAAUAUACGCAUAGCUACAGCAUGUCAAGCAGUCAAAAUGUGGCCUGCUAUGUGUGUCCUUCUCCAACCUUCAAAGCAAGAAUUGGACCUCCAUGCAGAAUCUAGAUAAAAAUCAAACCUUUGUAUUAAAGGGACACUAUAGUCACCUGAACAACUUCCGCUUAAUGAGGUUGUUUAGGUGAAAACUAUAGCUCCCUGCAGCCUUUCUCAUGUAAACACUGUAUCUUCUGAAAAAAUACAGUGUUUACAUUGAAAGCUAGGAACACCUCCAGUUGCAGUCACUCAGAGUGAACCAGAGGGACUUAGAAGUUGAUGGAGGCAUAAUAUGCCUCCAUCCACUCAGAUCUGCUGUCAGCAGAGCACAGGGCCGCACUGUGCACAGCAUCCUGUGAUUCAGUAUCUCCUCCCUCUGCAUGCAGACACUGAACUUUUCUCAUAGAAAUUCAUUGAUUCAAUUCAUCUCUGAGGAGAUGCUGAUUGGCCAGAGCUGUGUUUGAAUCAUGCUGGCUCUGCCCCUGAUCUGCCUCUUUGUCAGUCUCAGCCAAUCCUAUGGGGAAGUACUGUGAUUGGAUCAGGCUACCACAUGUCAGCAGACUGCUUGUUUUUCUGAGUCUAACAGCAUGCAGAGUUACAGCUUUAGGUUUGAAUACAGUAAGAUUUUUACUAUAUUUAUGGAGGCAUGAGGGGCCCAGGGGAGCUAGAUGGUGGUGUUAACACUAUAGGGUCAGUAAUACAUGUUUGUGUUCCUUACCCUAUAGUGAGCCUUUAAAAAGCAUCUAACGUUCAUAGGCGACCAAAAAAAACCUUCUAAAAAUGCUAUGUAUCAGAACACAGAGUUGCACGUUUCUCUGCUUGACAGAUGCCACCUCGGUUCAAGCAGUUCUGGCUCUGCUACAUUCAUCCGUGAGGACUUUUUCAGGAGAUAAGUAAUGUGAAGAAUAUAACUAAAUGCAUUAAUUUAGUAACUAUAAACCAAUAAUCCCAAGCUGCAAUGGAUUUUUGAAGCCUAUAGCAGGAAACGACAAGCCGUCUAUAUGUAAGCUAUUGGGUUGAUUGAUGUUAUUGAUAUCCUUCGUCAGUUGUAAAAAAAAUCUAGUGCAUUACUUUCCAAUGCAUUUUUAUAUAAAUAUAUUUGUAAAGCUAUCUUCUCUCUCUCUCUCUCUCUCCCCCCCUCCCCCCCACCACUUUCUUUCUUUUAGGCGGAUGAUGUUGAAAGCAAAAUCCGUGAAAUAAUCCCUGCAGGGUUUUGUACUGGCACAGACGAUUUUGUAUCUUUCCUGGAAAAAGAAGUCAAUUUUAAGCCCUUUGGAACAAUAUUACAUACAUAUACUGUACACAAUGAAGAGGCAGGCGAAGAAUUUACAUAUCAAAUAACCAAGGUAAGAGCGCGUUACUAAAGCAACACUCACUAUCUUGGCUCAUUUAGUUAUUCCAUUUAGCCCUAAGGUAUUUGUGUGAUCUAAUUUAUGUUGUGCACAGGAUCCUAUUCUAGAAUAGGGUUCUCCACUCAAAUCUACAUCAAUGGGUAGAUCUCGCCCCAUUAUUUUAAUUUUAUUGGGAUGGUGUAUAGGAUUUACAAGAUUAUCAAAUGGGUAUAGUUGGGAACUGGAAGUACUUAUGAUAGAGAAACUUAAUUCCUCUUCACAGUGCCAUAUCCGAUGUGAUCCCACAGCUAGUUCAAAUGGUAUCAGUACUUCCUGUGGUUUUAUAUUUUCUUCGUUUUGUACUUGCUCUUCCUUUCUCGUCUUCUCAAAUCAUUGAGACUACCAGUGGCAGGUUACUUGUGCUUUCCAUUUUCUUUGUACAUUGUUUAAUUUCCCAUUCAAUUCUUUUUUUUUUUUCUACACUCUGUUUUUGCCUGCUCCCUAAAUAUUUAUAGAAAUAAACCGUAAUUUAUAUAUUUAGUAAUAAACUGAUGUAGAUUAUGGGUACAGGCCAGUGUGGUCCUGGAAACUGGGUUCUCCUAUAUUAUUAUUAUUAUUACUACUAAAACAGUGACGUUUUAGUAAUGAUUGAUUUAAAAAAAAUCUACUUCUACUGGUACACUUGACAGAUGUAGAUCUACAGAAACUGUGUUUCAGUUCACAUGCAGUCUAUUGAGUGUAAAGAGAACGCUAUUUAUUUAUUUUAUUUUUUUGGAUCACUGCAGUGCUAUUUAUGUAUUUAUUUCUGGCAUUUGUAAAGCGCCAUGACAUUUCACAGCGCUGUACAAUUGUAAAAAAGACAAUACAGUAUAAAGACCAAUACAAAAGGAAGAGGGCCCUGUCUGUCGGCUUACAAUCUAAAGGCUAUGUUUUUAGUCCCUAAAUACAGCCAUUUUCAUAAUUAUUUCUGCGUUCUUUUGGUCAUCUCUCUUUGGUUUUUUGGUUUGUUUUUUUUUUAUUGAGACUGGCCAUCAAACUACUUACUUUACAUGGUUUAAUCAGUUUAUGUAGUUUCAUUAACUGGUUUCUUGUCUUAUUUGUAGGCUGACAUAACAUGUCCUGGCUUCAAAGAGUACCAUGAGAGGCUCCAGACAUUUUUGAUGUGGUUUAUUGAAACGGCCAGCUAUAUUGAUGUGGAUGACGAUCGAUGGGACUACUUUCUAGUGUAAGUGUCAUUCUGAGUCAACUUUAGACCUUCUCUUUUUUUUUUUUAACAAAGCUUGGAUUUUAAUUGGCAGUCACCAAUUAAACAGCAAAAGUAUAAUGAUAUUUUUUCCCAGGCAAGACAAACCAUUGUUUUCAGGCCUAACAGUUUUAAGUCAUUAUGUUUUGGAGAUCUUCAGAAUAGUGCUGAAUUAAAUGCUGUUGUCCAUUGGAGCACUGAAUACAGGCUUAAACAGUAAAAUGAGCUUUGCCUCUGUUUCCUUUUACUCGCCACCCAUUCAUGUGCACAAUAGGCAAGUGCACUGAAGUGAUGCAAAGAGGUCUGAUUUAUACAAGUUGCAGCUCACCAAUUAAGUGAAUUGUUCAUUCAGAAUAUAGCAGGUGUACCCAUUGGGCACUCACAGAGUAGCUUGCUGACACUGGAAAUUCACUCAAAGAAUGGAAAAAGAAAAUGGACCCUGCAUGGGAGCGCGCCUGUAAUUGACCCGCUUGGCUUUUUGUUUCAUCUGCAGAUUUGAGAAAUAUAAUAAGGAUGGAGCAACGCUCUUCGCGACCGUAGGCUACAUGACAGUCUAUAAUUACUAUGUGUACCCAGACAAAACCCGGCCACGUGUAAGGUAAUUGGCAGCAUAACACGUGCCUGUUUUCUUUUCUUCUUCUUUCGUUACCCUUUUCAUUUCACAAGUGAAUUUUACUGAAGUUCCCACUAUUACGUGGAAUUGUGUUUUUAGCUUGUUGAAAACAAAAAAAAUCCCAUCAAUUAAUUAUGGCUAGGAGGCUUUUGGGUUUAAUAGACUCAUGGCUGUAAAAUUUUACUUUGGGGAAAUGUAAGUAAUUGGUUUAUUUAAAUCAAGAAAAAUAGUGUGCGUCAGAAAAAAGGGCUACUUGUGCUAAAAAAGUACCACAAAGGUGAUCCACAUUUAACUUUGCAAUGUAUUUGCUUACCCAGCGCAUAUUAUUGAUUAAAAUGGGCUUAGUGUAACUGUACACAAUAAUUAAAACCAAAAAGUUGGUAAAUAGCACAUAUCUUGAUGAAAUGAUACAGUGGAAUAGAUUGCAGAGACUAGAUAGUUUAACUGACCCAGGCCAUACUGAAAAAUGAGGAAAAUCUCAAUGUUUCCUUUCUAGUAAAAUGCUUUGAUAUUAUUAUUCAGUUUGUCUUAACCAGUAGAGUUCUGAUGUUCGCCUUAAUUUGGAUAGUUUUAAAGCAUUUUACGUUCUACAUGGUAUCUGCUUCUAAUAAACCUCUGUGUUUUCAAGAUAAUAAGACUAGGUUAUCUUUUAAUUCAGGUACAUUGGUUUGGCUCAAAUUCAACUUUUUAUGUAAAAAGAAAAACUGUUUUCUUUCUCUCUUAUGCUGUGCUUAAAGGAACAUUAUAGUGUCAGGAAUACAUAUAUGUAUUCCUGACACUAGAGUGGCUGUUUAGGUCCCUGCCCCGCUUAGAUCGCUCUGAGAAGGUGAAUUUCCUCACCUUUAUUUUCAAUGCCGCGCCAGUUUUUAGUAAAUGUCCGACUGUUCAAAAACAAUUUGAGUGUCUGGCGCAGCCCCAGAGUAAGAAGUUAACCACUGGAGUAGGUUAUAGUGGUUAUGGUGCCUAGGCACUGGGUGUCUUUGAUAAGACUAAAUUUCUUCUCCCCCUGCUUCUGGUAGCCACAAGUGGAGGUGUAUGAGUAGUAAAAGAGAGCAGAGAUUAGGGUAAAUUAGUCAUUGGAAUCCGUUGUAGAUCUUGGUCAUGUUUUAGAAAGUUAUUUUAGAGUUUUAAUCAUUAGUGUAGUUCCUGCCAAGCCCGUCUCUAAUUUGUGAAGCAGUGAUAAUGCCAGCCCACUAACCUUUCCAUCACACUGGUCAUUUCUUUCUUCCCUCUCCAGCCAAAUGCUGAUUUUGCCACCAUUUCAAGGUGAAGGGCAUGGAGCCCAGCUUUUGGAAACGGUUCAUAGAUAUUACAUAUCAUCUCCGAAUAUAUUGGAUAUGACAGGUAUUGUAUUAUUUUCAAAAGUAUUUUUAUAGUCUGCUCCUUAAGUCGGCUGAUACAAGCAGACAUUUACCUUAAUCUGUUGACCUGGAGGUUUUAUACAGUGUUGGAUUCUUUAGAAAUGCAUAUCAACCGUGCAUUUAAAAUCUUUACAUGUGCGCCAUUUUGCUCUUAAUAUUCCUAGCGUCUCUUCCUCCUUUGUUUAAGUUAUGUGUUAAGGCUAAUUUAAAUUAGCUUCUAUUUGUGGGGAGAACCAUCUGACAUUUAACCCAAACAUUCUAGGCUUAAGGUUUGUGAUUCCCAUCCAAAUCUCCUCCCUUUUUGUUUCAAAUUUUUAAAGGACCACUAUAGUGCCAGGAAAACAUACUCGUUUUCCUGGCACUAUAGUGCCCUGAGGGUGCCCCCACCCUCAGGGUCCCCCUCCCGGCUCUGGAAGGGGAAAGGGGUUUAAACUUACCUUUUUCCAGCGCUAGGCGGAGAGCUCUCCUCCCUCCCCGCCUAGCGCCUUCCGCCCGCCGCGCAGCCAUUCGCAGUCUCAGGAAAGCAUUUACAAUGCUUUCCUAGACGUGCUCUCACUUCACAGUGAGAAGCACGCAAGCGCCUCUAGUGGCUGUCAAUGAGACAGCCACUAGAGGAUUAGGGGGAAGGCUUAACCCAUUCAUAAUUAUAGCAGUUUCUCUGAAACUGCUAUAAUUAUGAAAAAAUGGGUUAACCCUAGAAGGACCUGGCACCCAGACCACUUCAUUAAGCUGAAGUGGUCUGGGUGCCUAGAGUGGUCCUUUAAGUCCUGCCACAACUAGGCAGUCAUGGCACAUUUCAUACCAUUUAUAUUAAACUUAAUAAUAUAUUUUACAUUAAACUUAAAGGAUCAAGCCUACAACUCAUGUUUGCCGACUUGCACAUGGCAAUCCGUAUUUUCUUUGCAUAGUAUGCGCUUUACAGUUUUUGUGUGAUGUUACCUAACAUGGACUAUAAGCACAGUUGUGUAGGAACUGCACAACCUCUUGGUGAUUGUCAAACUUGUCUUAUUGCAAUUACUUGUGUGUGGCUUGCCCAUUGUAAAGUGUUGUAAAAUCUGUUAGCGCUUUCUAAUUAAUAAAGAAUAAAACAAAACCCUUGCACUAGGGGCCCUUAGACUUGUGUACCUAUCAAUAUUUGAAAUUAACACUUUCUUGUUGAGUUACCUGUUACACAAUCUGCUUUUGCUACACAUAAUGCAAUAUAUGUGCAAGUACAAGACAAAGCCAAUGCAUACUAGAGGAGCAAUUAUAAGUAAGCUUACGGUUUUGUGUUUUUAUUUUAGUUAAAGGGACACUAUAGUCACCAGAACAACUACAGCUUAAUGUAGUUGUUCUGAUGAGUAUAGUCAGCCCUUGCAGGCAUUUUGCUGUAAACACUGCUUAAAUAGUUGUCUAGGCACAACUUAAUUUGCAGUCACUCAGGCAGCCACUAGAGGUGCUUCCUGGGUCAGUGGUGCAAGUUCAGCGUCUCCACUCUCGAUGAUUCGAUGCAUCUCUAUGAGUAGAUGCUGAUUGGCUAGGGUGGCGUUUGGUUCUGCCCUAAACCCCCCCACCCCACCUUCUUGGCUGAGAUCAUCAGAAUUGACAACAUCUGAUUAAGGGUGGAACCAGGACUCACCUUUUACAUUAGAGACGGGGGCUGAGGUGCUACAUAAAGUCAUGUUUGUAUUUCUGUCACUAUUGUUUUCUCUAUUGCUGCUAAAGUUUCCUAUCCAUAACACUAUGCUAAUGACAAAAAAUUAACUUGCGCUGUAACCCACUUCUAAACAAACUGUGGGUAUGUCAAGUCCACAAACAUUUUGUGUGUGUGUAUGUAUAUAUAUAUAUAUAUAUAUGUAUAUAUAUGUAUAUAUGUAUAUAUAUGUAUAUAUAUAUAUAUAUGUGUGUGUAUAUAUAUAUGUGUGUGUAUAUAUAUAUGUGUGUAUAUAUAUAUAUAUGUGUAUAUAUAUAUAUAUAUGUGUGUAUAUAUAUAUAUGUGUAUAUAUAUAUAUUGUGUGUGUGUGUGUAUACACACAUACAAUUAUUGAAGACAUUCUUCAAAAAGGGCAAAUAUAUUUAAGCACAAAUUAAACUCAAAGAGUAAAGUGCGUUGUUAAAGCACUUGGCAGUAUAUCGCACUGCAAUUAAACCAAAAAUGUAAUACAAGUGAAAAGGGUGGAGCACUAAUAAUCCAUAAAAAUACAAUGUAUUAAGGAAAUAGCAGGGAUAUACACUACUUACAUAAAAAAGAAACAAAGAGAACCAUACCAUAGUAUAGAUGAUUAUGGAAAGAAGUAAUUAGAUCCACCUCACAUGAAACUGAGCCUGAAUAAUACUGGCUCAGUAAACAGUACCUUGAUGCUUUUAAGGCACCAUCACACCUUUCAAUGGUUGAAACUCCAAGCCUGAGUUUAAAAUAAGAAUAACUCCAAUAGUGCAAUAUAUCCACUAUUUACACUGCAUUGUCAGAAGAUAAAUUAAGCUCACCUUAUGUAGAGCCUUAUGUAGAGCUCUAGGUUAUAAAAGCCUGAUGCCACCUAUUGUAUUAUAUAUUAUACAUAUAUAUCUCGCUCUACAUGAUAUGCCUAUCUUUCAUGGACAGCUUUAAUUUUAAAAAAUUCAAUUAAAAAUGGCAGAAAGACGGGCACAUUACAGCGGAGAAAUAUACAUCAACCAAAAUAGGGCAUAAGUAAUGGCUUAAAAUGUUAUACAAGCUGGUUGGUUGUUAUUUGUUUUAUGAUCUUUAUUUAAAAAAAUAUAUAGUACUUCAAAAUUAAAAGGAAUUAUGAUUGAAGAAAUCGUGUUAUUGUGCAGUGUAUUCCGUGUACUUAGACUCUCUUGUCACUUGGUUUCAAGGUGGUCAGUUUUUCAGAUGUGCUUUUUUUAAUCUAGUGGUCUUUGAAAGCGUGUGCGGUAACCUCUUCUAGGCAAUGUUCAAUAGAACUCUAUUGUAUGCAAGUGCAGCAGCCCAUCGAAGAGUUUAAUGUAAUUAGAGGGUAUGUGAAGAUUUCUAAGGACUUAUUUUGGAAAAGGAUUUCACUUUCUUUGGUGCAGUAUAUUGAGAACAUUGUGGCUACAUGCUUACAGACACUCGUUUGUUUCUUUACUCAGAAUGAACCCAGACACCCAUAGCAUUUCUCGUUGGUCAAUGAUAUAAUCUCUAAAAUGUUUUGUGAAAGGAAGUUCAAUUCAAUCAAUCAAGUUCCAUUUCUGUUUAAAAAAACAAAUUGAAAUAAAAAAUAAUAUAUCUAUAAACAUGGUAUUAAAAUGCUUCCUAUGCAACUCGCUUUCACGGUUCCAUAUGUCAUGAGGACAGUACACGAGUUAUAUAAAAUAUAAUGCUUUUAGAACCAGAGAUACAAUUUCAUUGUAUUACUUUUUAAUUUUUUUAUUUAUUUUUUGCUCCAACAAACAAUAUUAAAAAUAGCCUUUUAUUUUCUAUACCCUGCACAUUAAAGGAACUCUCCAUUACCCCCCAAAUCACUAUUAGUAUGUUUACCCAUAAAGAAAACAUGCAUGCCUUUAUUUAUGCAUUUGUUAUUGGGUGUAUAUCAAAAAACAGCUUGCAAAAGCUGCAGAUCUCUUGUCUGCAUAAUUUACAAGCCCUCCCAUUUUCCCUGACACAUACUUUGUCUAUGCCAGGGAACACACCAGUAAGAGGCUUGUCAUUGAGAAGCCUCUGUGCUGGAGAUGUACACGUAAUCAUGGUUCUCCUGUGUAAUACAGCUCAUUUAAAAAGGGGAGAGGCAGACACGCUCUAACCCAGCACGCUUUCCUUUUCCAUUAGCUCUAUGGAGCUAACGUAAGUGGAGGAAAGCAUCUUUGGUUGUCUUAGAGCCAGGGAGGUGUUUUUACCUCCAAUUACAAAAGUUCCAAUUUCAAUUAAAAUUACCAGUUUUCUAAGCUGUCACAAACGGAACAGGCUUCAGGCACACAAAGCAGUUCUUUAUGUGUGCAGAGUGUUCCUGUAAAACUAAUAAUACAUUAAAAUGUUAAACACAAAUCAUAAUUACAGAGCCAGGCUAAGCAAUGAAUGUGUCUAUUAUUGUAGGAUAUAUUAUAAGGCAGGCACAAUGAGGACUUCCGAGCAAUAUAUAGAGCAGAAGAAAACCUAAACACUGGAUAUAUGUGUUUUUUAUUUUAUUUUAUUUUUUUGUGGAGGGGGCUGUGAUGUUAAUCAUUUGGCCUCCAAAGACUUGCUGAUUGGGAGUAUAACAAAUAGUGACUUUGUUCUAUAUUCUCAAAUAUACAGUAAAAGUAAUUUUUCCACAUCAUGUAGUAGAAGUGAAAAAUAUAGUCCUUAACCUGCUAAAUAGCUUAUGCACCCAGACCACUUCGUUGAGAUGAGCUUUGCCCCUGUUUCAAUAUGCCAUUGAUACAGCUCCAUGCAAAGGUGAAACACAUUUAGGCAAUGUAAUAUGUCUGAGGACUUUAUAUGAAUUGAAAAAAGACUGCAGAAACUGCAUACUAUACUGGACUUAUGAGAGGAAUCAGUGCCUGCUGCAUCAAACACCAUUCAUGUGAGGAAGCUGCAGUAAGGCUUUUGCCAGUAUUUAAGAGACCCUAUAGGAUUCAAAAUCAACUUUAGUUUAAUGAAGCAGCUUUAGUGUAUAGAUCAUGUCUUUGCAGUGUUACUGCUCAAUUCUCUGCCAUUUAGCUGAUUAAUUUUUGUUUAUUCAGACCUAUCCACAACUCCCCUUGCAGUGACUCUCUCAGCCUGCAUUAAAAUAACUGGUUUCAUUUUCAAUCCGAUAUCAACUUGCUUUAGAAUCUCCUGCUCUUUAAAUUGAACAUUUAUUACACACAAGAAACUCUUGCAGGGUCUAGAAGGCUAUGAACUGAGCAAGUGAUAAGAAAUUAUAAAUUAAAAAGACUGUGCAAUAAAGGAAAAUUAAACAUUCAAUCUCACUUUACAGGAAGUGUUUAGGAAGGCUGUGCAAGUCACAUGCAGGGAGGUGUGACUAGGGCUGUGAUUUAAAUCCAAAAUAGUAGAAUUGAGCAAUGAGACUGCAGGGGCAUGAUUUAUUAAGCUUAAGUUUUAUUGGUGGCUAUAGUGUCCCUUUAAUAGUGAUAUUCUUCAGUUCUUUUAUUGAAAUGUGAGUAAUUUUAUUGGAAUAUUUAUCUUUUCACGUGAUAUACUACUGUACUGUUUUGGUUUUUUUAAAACGGGACAAGAUACAGGAAAAGAAGAAAAAAAACUAUUAGAACUAUUGGUUUUCUUUCCAUUUGAUGUUUAAAAGUGACUUUUACUGUAUUUUAUUAUUUUCAUUAGUAAUUUUCAUAUGCUUAGAUUAUUUUCCUUGACAAAUAACUGAUGGAUUAAGAGAUUCAAUCCAGAAAAUCUUUUUUUUACAUUUCACAAAGGUACAUUUUCCAGGUUCUUUAUUCUCUUAAAAUAAUGUCCGUAGACUUGGAAAUAAAUAUAAUUUGAAUGUAUCAUGGUGGAUGUGACAUUUGAUGUCCAUAAAUAUUCUUUUAGUACAGUAGUAGUGUUUUUUUUUUCAUUCCAUCUUUAAUUACUGCUCCCGUCAAAUGCAGCUUCUAGAGGCUUCUUCAGUGUGUAUGGAAAGAUAAGCAUCCAAUAUUCUUCUUGUGUCUGUUUGAAAUGUAUCUGUCAUGUUAAUCAGGAAAGCCUGUUUUUAAGAAAAUAAAUGUUUUCCAGAUCACAUUUGAGUUUAUUAUACGAUUACUGGGUCAUUCUUUGAAGUUUCACAAGCCUUGUGUGUCAGAUGGACUUGUUUUGCACAUCUCUCUGGGAAAAAGUAUAUUCGCUUUGCAAAGAUAAGAUCUGUACCUCAAGCACUGGCGCUUGUUAACUUUUAUCAUUAAGUGUAGACAUAUAAAGUCUAAACCCGUUAAAUAACUUUGAAUAUCUACUCAAAACCCAUGGACCAAUGUUUUUUCACUGCUUUAUAUGAACACGCUGAUUAAUGUUCACCAGCUAUGAGAUGCCUUUCACUUAGCCAAUGCACUGUGAAUGUUGUAGCAUUCGCUAUAUAUUUUUAAGGACUGUUCAGUUAUGCUUCUAGCAGACAUUAUUGGACAAAGGCAAAACUUGAACAAAUGACAGACCUCUUAGGAUUUAUUGAAUUACCUUGUUAAAAAAUAUAACUUCCUGAAUUCAAAGUAUUGAUGUAUAGAGAGUAAUCUAUCAUAAACUAGGGUGGUCCUGCUCCUGUAGAACAGAUGUGUUUUGUAAUGCUGAUUUAAAAUCUACUUAAUUAAACAAGACUAUCUCUGAGUGCCAGUGUACAUGGUUUAUUUUGCAAUCUUGUAGUUCUAUAUGUACACUCUGUAGUGAUCUAUACAGGCUGUUACAAAUUGUUUUUGUUUUUUGCCUUUUUUUUAUUUAUUUUUUUUAUCAAGAGUUUAGUUAUUGUAAUUUUAGUCAUAAUUGAAUCUGCUGCCAUCUGAAGUGGGAUCAGUUUUGAACAAAUAUCAGCAUACAAAUAUUUGUAGAGUAAAUGCCUGUAAUUGUUUUAUUCCACUAAAUUAUCACUUGAACAGAAAGCAUCUAUUCCUUCUAAUUGCAUCCUUGUACUUUAAAGUCUAUGUUUAGAUUAGCUAUAGAAUUAAAAGCCGUUCUUCAUUGUAUCCUAGACUUCUACCAGAUAAUGCUUUUAAGUGGUUAAAAGUAUUAUGAUUCUCCGUGCCAACUUCACUAUCAGAUACUUCAUAUACUACUCCUUUUUACUUUACAUCGUAUUUUAUUUUAAUACUAAAACGAUAUUAAAAUCUAUUAUUGCGCUGGUGGAAUAGGCAGAGAGAGGAAAGGUACUGAAGGAAGAGGCUGGUACGGCGAGGGAAGGUACUGGAGAAAGAGGCAGGUUGGAAGAAGGAAGACACUGAAAAAAUAGGGAGAGGGGAGGCACUAGAGGAAUAGGCAUUUAGGAAGGAGGGAGGCACUGGAGGAAAGGCAGAAGGGGGGAGGCACUGGAGGAAAGGCAGAAGGGGGGGAGGGGGGGGGAGGCACUGGAGGAAAGGCAGAAGGGGGGGCGGGGCACUGGAGGAAUAUUGCCUGACGGAGACGCUGAGAGCAGAAGGUACAGGCCUAACUGGCUUUAGACCCCUCUAAUGUCCCAAAGUUCACCGCCAACAAUUAGGCUAGCUACUCACUAUUAUAUGUUAUGUUAUGUUAUAUGUUUAGUCAUUUAAUUUUCUUUAUGUAUAAUGGGCAUAUAGUAACAACUCCUGGAUGUUGGGCUAAGGUAACAUCCCCAGAACGCACUUGAAAACCAGAGUAAUCUGAAUGUACCUUUCCUUGUCAAUUAUUUUGUUGUUAUUAUAUGUGACUAGGGAAUACAAUUGGUCAUUCACCGCUGAUUUAGCAUCUACGCGCCACCACCGUAAUAUUAUUAUAUAUGGCUCCCUUCUUACCCCCCUGACUUCUCGAGCACAUUCACUGCCCACCACUACGAUACAGGGAAGAGGGUACCUCACAGGGGAGUGCCGCCCUUAAGUAGCCACCCUUGCCACCACAUUCCCAUGAGGGAAACAUUUGUUCACCUACGUGUGUUAUAUAAUGUUAUACCUUUUUCUCACACACAAAAAGCAUUCCGAAGGCCUUAACCUGUAACCUGUAUCUUGCAUGUCAAUGUACUGAAUGCCAUCUUGCUUUUCUGUGGUAUACCAAAAAUAAAGAAUUUUAAAAAGUGAAAACAAUAAAUUGAGGCCUAGGGCAGAAAAUAAACUGCUUGCAAAAGUUCUGUUUAUAUCAGCCCAUAGAAAUUCUGAAUUGUUUUGGCAUCAAGUUCCCCCUCCUUUGGUGUUGGUGUAAGUUAAAACGGAUGAAAUGUGUGUGAUGGACAAACUAUCUAUGCCUGCCAUAGCUAAAGUGAUGUCUCCAUGAUCCACAACUUACCUUUUUCUGUGAUGUGCUCAUAAGUGGGAUGUUAGUAGAAAUCGUAAACAUACGUUUCAAUUCGACUUGGACUUUUUUCAAGACCAAAAAAGUCCACGUCGGACUGAAAGGUUGACUAUACCUUUGCACAAAUAAAGGAUAUAUUGCACAAGACUACAAGCCCUCUGAGUGCAUUUCUCUGUGAUGUUGUAUUGGGGCACAAAAUACCAAGGCGAGAACAGAACAGGACUGGAAUGUGAGUGCCAAGCCCAUGUUGGAGAUAGAUAUAUACAUAUCUCUAUCUAUAUCACUUUUUUAGAUUAAGAACAUUUAUUGCUUUAAGAGUAUGUAUCUGGCUUCACAAAUGUGAUCCUGUUUUUGAUCCUUUUACAUUUUUUUUUUUUUAAUUCUUUGUUUUAUUGUGCGUUUGUAUACAAAGGUCUCCUGUGAUGCCACAGCAGUGUCGCAUGAGUAUCGGUUAACAGGAUACAUGCAUUAAUGGAUUAGGUGUUGAGGUUUGACUAUGUAUCAUUAUAUUCACCCUGUUUAUAGUUCAGCUUUUCAUUUAUUUACAUAUCUUUAUUAUAUUUGAGAUUAUAAGUGGCAUUGGAUGGGUAUAUGAAGCUUUCAAUACAAUAUCUUCUAUGAGUAACCAUGCACAAGAAAAUAUAACUACUUAAAGGGAUCUUUAAGUACUUAGUAGGUACCAAAAAUAACAAGUUUUUUCCCCCCAGGACUUUAGGCUCCUUUGCAUUAAAAAAUAAAUAAAUAAAUAAAUUUAGGCCUAGGGCAGAAAAUAAACUGCUUGCAAAAGUUCUGUUUAUAUCAGCCCAUAGAAAUUCUGAAUUGUUUUGGCAUCAAGUUGCCCCUCCUUUGGUGUUGGUGUAAGUUAAAACGGAUGAAAUGUGUGUGAUGGACAAACUAUCUAUGCCUGCGUAUUCUUCGCACACAUUUUUUUUUUUUUUUUUUUUAAACGUAAGGCUAAACAUUGUAGUAACUUUGUAGUAACAUUGUAAUAACAGCAAGAGGGGAAAGCAGAUUAGCAUGUUACAAUAGUGAUGUGGUGAUGGUAAGGUGAGAGUGGCCUGUUGCUACUGAUUGUUUCCGUCUAUCAGACGGGCGAGAUAUGGCUGAGCGUAUGCUUUCUGUCUUGGUGUUAGUGAAUGUGUGAGGGUGUCCCUGCCCUUGUAGGGUUUGCGCUGACGUUUGUUGGCUGGUGUGUGUGUGUCAGUUGUUUUUUGACAUUGGAGCGUGUGUUGGGUUGGUCGGGUGUUUUGGGCCGUGGUAGUGUGGCUCCUUGGCGGAAUCUCCCAGUGUUUGGGUGUAAGUUAAUGUGAGUAACCCCUUGGGCUCGAGACUGCCCCAUAUGUUCAUGUACGCUUUUGCGUUGGGUAGUGUUGUAAGCCUUAGUGUGUGUUGCCUUCAACCUAGAGGGGAUCCUUUUACAUUUAUAUUGUCAUUUUAAGUUUUGUUGGAUAUUUUCUAUAACUUUUUAUUUUUUUUAUGGGUUAUUUGUGUGCGCUAAUGGGUAUACAGUAAGUAAGCUUGCCAUCUGGCUAGUGCUGGGUUUGUCUUCCCUUGGUGAUUACAUAGAUUGCCUCAAUGUAAACGUGUGAUGGCAACAUGAUGUAGGAAAAGAAAACAAAAGCAUUGAAACAUAUGGACAGACACAAAAUCUCCAUGACGUAACCAUGUAUCGGGAAAUAAAGUUAGCAUGUGCAUGGUUUGAUACUGAAUUAUUCACCCUGUUUAUAGUUCAGCUUUUCAUUUAUUUACAUAUCUUUAUUAUAUUUGAGAUUAUAAGUGGCAUUGGAUGGGUAUAUGAAGCUUUCAAUACAUGAUCUUCUAUGAGUAACCAUGCACAAGAAAAUAUAACUACUUAAAGGGAUCUUUAAGUACUUAGUAGGUACCAAAAAUAACAAUUGUUUUUCCCCCCAGGACUUUACACUCCUUUGCAUUUAAAAAAAAAAAAAAGGACUAAGAAUAAUUACUUACUUUGUUUCUAGUGCCGGGACUCCUCUGUUGCAGCCGCCUGCUCCACCUUUUGAAGACAACAGCAUGCCUGCUGACAUCUUCUUUGAUCAGUUACAAUCCAAUGCUUCUCAGAGAGAAGCAAUGGAUUAGAAAUAGGCAUGCAUGGACAAAUGCCACGUUACUCCAAUUAAAUGCUGCUACCAGCAUCAUUUGAUUGCAGGACUGAGGUUCUGGAGGAGGAAUGGUAUUUAACUCUGCAAUGUAAACAAUGCAGUUUUUACAAAAUGUUUUACACUGCAAGUUUCAUAUGACAGCACCACUGCACCUAGACUACUUCAUUGAAAUGAAGUGGUCUGGGUGUCUUUAAUUGUCCUUUAAAUGAAUACCCAUUCACACACAAUUAAAUAAUCACAACUAAUCAUAAUCACACAUUUAUUUUUGCCAGUCUCUUUAAAACAUUUUGUAUCAAGGCAUCACAAUCAGAUGUGAUAUACACUGAACAAUAUCAAACCAUUUUAAUCUGGAAGCUGCACGGUUUUAAAGAUCAAUUUUCUUAUAUUUGCUUAUAGGUAAAUUGUUUAAUGAUGAGCAGUGCCCUAUCAUAUCCACUUUGUACACAAUACUUCCACAUUUCAGAAAAACUGGUAUAUAUAUAUAUAUAUUAAUUAUGUCUCCCUAGCUCCUUUCCCAUUAUAUUGCUAAAGGGGAGUCUAGGUUUAAACACAUGCCAACAUGGUGGAUAUGGGGCCUUAAGCUCUGGGUAUCAACCCGAGUUCUUGGACAAACUGUAUUCGAGCAGUUGACCAAACCUGUAGGCUUUGAUGGCAUCGCUACUUUGGAAGUUACUCUAAAGUUACAGUCAAGGGCUGCUGUAUCUCACUGUGGAUACUUGCUAGUAUUUGUGAUCUAGACUGCCCUAUUGUAUGAAACCAGUGUGAUAUGCCACAGUCCAGGUUCUCUCUGUAAUGAGCAAAACUUGUUUAAGACCCAAGUUGUUAUAUGUUGUAUUUGCUCUUAUGCUCUGGAUGUGCCAACACUCUUUGCUUAUUAUGUAAAUGGAGAUAUACUUAUUUAUUUAUUUUUAUUUAUUUUUUAAACAAUCCUUGAUUAACUUGUAGUGGCAGCUCCCCUUUCAAGACAAAUCUGUGUGGGAACGUUACCUUAUUUAAACAGUGAUGUAAUAAGCGCUGUAAAGUUCUCCUGAAGGUUGUGGGCUAAAGGGGGAAAAAUAACUUUUCUUUAAAUACAAUAUGACCAUUUGUUCAAGCUAUAUUUUGUAAUAAAAAUAUAUUUAUGUGAGUGUUUCCAACUCCGGUAGGGCUCCAUUGGUCUAUGUAUUCUCUUGUUAAGCAAAAAGGGUACCAAGGCAUCAAGAGUAGAUAAAGUUCUGGUUUUAAGGGUGUGAAAAUAUACAGGUCUCCUACUUUUUAUAAACUGCACAACUAAUUAAUAGCCUAAAACGGUUACAUGUAAAGAGUCAUUGAAGACUAUGAAACAAAUAUAGCAUAUCAUCUGUUAAUUAUCUCAUAUUGUCCGAUAAAGUACAGUUAAAAAUAAAUGGCUUCUGCAAACCGAUACCAUUAUUAAACUAUCUCAAGAUAGUUUCAUAAUUCAAGAAUAAAACCUUCUGUGCAUACAUAAUGAGCUUUCGAUACAAAUGAACGUUGGUGUGUAGCAGUAUCCAAUGUAAAAUACAUUGUGCUCGUAGACACACAUAAAUAUUCAUAUAUAUGUGGAGCAAGGCUUCUUUUCCACCACCUGCAUGUCUGUUUCUCGUUCUCCCUCCUCCCAAUCUUUACAUUUUGAUUUUUUUUUCCUUUCACAAUCAGAACAGACUCGUAAAACCCUUCCCCUCUCCUUUGUGUAGAAAUCUAUUUGAAUGCUUUGUGGCAGCUUGCCCCUAUACUUUACAAAGUAGGUAGUGCCCACACCUUUGCCCGUCAGCCUGAAAUGCAGGGAAGGAAAAGAAUAAAAUGAAACAUCUUGAAUCUCUGCAUUUGCUUUGUUGCAAAGGUAGAACCUUUUUGCUGUGAUUAACAUGCAUGAGAUAUUUUUAUGCACAUUUUAAGUGCUACUUAAGUGUUUAUGACAUAUUUGAAUGUCCAAAAGAGGCGAUUAGAUGCAUUGAAAGAGGAAGGGCUCAGGCAUUUAGUUUUAUGGCUACGUGAGAAUCUUUUAAAAGGGGUGAGGGGUGGGAUUGGUUAUGAUAGUUGCAAUUCCCCACAUGAACAGUGUUUGUCAAACUACUGAGAGGAAAGAUAAAGCAUAUAUAAAGUUUGUAAUACACAAUAAAAACAACAACAAACAUUAGCAACACAACAAUAAAUUAAUAUACUAUUCUUCAAUGAAUUUCCUCCUGGUUUACCCACAACGUGUGUGUGUAUAUAAAUAUGUAUGUGUAUAUUCACACACAACUUUAAUAAGCAUGAUCUUUAAUAAGCUUGGUGCUUAUACAAGACUGAAACAUCACUGUCACUCUACUUUUAAAUAAUCUGAAUAUGCAUUAUUUGUGAAAUAGGACCUGUGAAUAGACCAAACUGUGUUUUUUUUUUUGUUUUUUUUUUAUUUAAAUUGCAUAACUUUAAGUAGCACUGAUGUAUUCCAAAAGAUAUAGUGUCAUGUAACUGCUUACUAGUAUUUGUUCUGCAAUGUAACUAGAGUACUGAUCCUUGUGAUAAGUUGAUAUAACUAGAUUUGCUAACUCUAGCAUUCCAAUGUACUCUUCACUUUUCCUGUCUGGUUCAUAUCCACUUCUUUGGAAAUCUUCCACAUUUACCUGAGCAGUACACUCCGUCCUGGUGCUCUCUACCUCCUAUAUCCUUCAUUCUACUUGCAUUUACCACCUCACUACUACUACUACUACUACUACUACUACUACUACUACUACUACUACUGCUGCUGCAUUUACCACCUCACAGAAAAAACUGAGAAAAACUAGCAGACAAACACAACCGUUAAUGCUAAAUUAUAGAGUGAGUUUACAGAAUGUGCCAUUGGGGUUUCUACAUGGAUGGCAGUUACUGAAUACACAUGAUUUGUCACGUAUUGCUGUAGAAUGUUUUAACUUUUCUCUGAAACUAAAAAAAGGGUUAAUUUCAAUAGGACAUUGAACAUCUAUAAGUGAGUCCUCGCACCAGAUGUGUUUGAAAUGCUGUUUUGCCCUCAAAGUCAAAAAUCUGUUCACCACAUGUGUUUAGCCAGGGUCUAAAACCAGUGGAGUAGUGAAGCUUCCCUGUGUUGAUUUUAAUGUGUUUAUGUGAAUACGUCACAUACACAUCCAUUCACUCAUUUCCUAAGCUCUGUCAGUUGUCAUUCCAAAAAAAAAAAUGCGGUUGUGGCGUCUCUACACACCAACUAAUGUAAGUCUUUUGACCAUAAUUCUAGCAAGUUUGUACUUAAAUUUUUGUUGUUGUUGUUUUUUUAAAACUCCAUUCUAUUGCAUAGAAUGUACCAAUAUUAAUCUAUGACAUGUCCAUGCAGUGCAUGAUUCUUUGGUCUCGGUCCAAGAAUACUUUGUGGUAGUCUGCUCUAGUGUGUUCAGAUAAAAAGAUCUGUAUGCAUGCUUCUAUUUUAUAUAAGCUAUACAUUUGCUGGAGAAUACUCAAACAUGUUUUCUUCAAUUUUCUUUUUUAUUUCUAAUACGAAGGAUUUAGACAUUUGUGAAGGCAUAUCAGGCAUAUUAUUGUACAUUGUUGUGUUGUUUUUUUUUGUUUUGUUAAAUCUAAAUAUUACUGUUACAAUUUUAAAGGCCUCCCCAAACGGGAUGUACUUAUGGAUAUAUACUUACCUUCAAGGACCACUAGAGUGCCAGGAAAACAUACUCGUUUUCCUGGCACUAUAGUGCCUUGAGGGUGCCCCCACCCUCAGGGUCCCCCUCCCGCCGGGCUGGAUGGAAAGGAAAGGAUUAAACUUACCUCUCUUUUUCAGCGCCGGGCGGUGAGCUUUUCUCCUCCUCUUCGGCUGAAUGCGCAUGCGUGGCAGGAGCCGCGCGCGCAUUCAGCCAGUCCAUAGGAAAGCAGUGUAGUGUUCGGAAUACAAAUAUUUAUUCUUAACAUUAACGUGCCUCUCUGCCCCUGCAGAGUCAAAUUCAUUGAAACUGCUGGAAGAGUCAGUGGAUGCCUGGUAGAGAGCAACUAGAGGCAGUCUUAACACUGCAGUUUUUCUAAACUUGCCAUGUUUACAUUGCAGGGCUAAGGGUGACAGGGACACUGCAGCCAGACCACUUCAAUGAGAUGAUGUGCUAUAGAUGGGUGCCUAUAGUGUUCCUUUAAGUUGUCCCAUCCUUGGUACCACUAUCAUCUUGCCACCAUACUUAUUCAUCUACCAUGAGCCCUCAUUACUACUUUACUAUCACACAUACAAAAGAGUACAAAACUAGGGCAAUAAACAAUCCUGUGUGACCUCAGGAUCUUCAAUAGGUAAUCUUGCAAGUGCACAGUGAGUUGGCAUUAGAAUCAAUCAUGUAUCACGGGAGAUGAUCCUUCCUUGUUGCAAUAAUUUUCCCAUAAACUGGGGGGCCAGUGAAAUCUUCAUUUCCAGCCAGACUGAUUUUGCCUGAAUUUUGCAGCUUGGUUUUCAUUUCACCUUAAUUUCCUGUUUGCUUUUAACUACAAUAAGGGUUUAUUCAUUAAACUGUGAAGUAGAGCAGCCUUCCAUUACAUCUUAAAGGGAAGUUACAAAGUUGAACAAUGUCAGUAUUGGCACUUCAGCAUCUAAAUUUGUAGCCUCCGUGGUAGAAAUAAGAAAUCCCGAUUUUACAAGUGCAGUAUAUCUACACUAUUUUAUUUACAUUAAUGCAACUGUGAAGAAUUGUAUUUGUGAUAUAAACUUCUGUGUUUUAAUUUUUCUUUUGCUGAGCCUACAUUUGACAACAAUGAACACCGAUAUUGCUAAUCCUAAUUACAAACAGACGUUACACAUAGAUUUUAAUGAUAUUGUGGGGUUUUCUCAUGAGAGUCUGCAAUCUAGCACUUAAAACCAUGCAGACAGCAGUCAGAUGAGCUGAUCUAAGCAGAGGGAGUCACUUAUUUUGUAAUUACAUAGCAUUUUUCUUUCUCAUCUUGGUUAUUUUUUAUUAGCCGAGCGAAAAUGUAGUUAUCUUUUUCACUGAGCCAUAACAGUUGGUAAUAAAUAUAGUAGAAUCAGGUUGUGAUAAUGUUGGCGUGCUUUGCAUAGCAUAUUUUUUUUAAUUUUAUUUUUAUCAUUGUUAUUUUUGCACUUUUGCUUCUGUUAAUAGAAGAAUUAAACAGACAAUAUUCCAUGAUUUAUCUUGUCAUUUGAAACACUGUGGCAGAAGUUAAACAUGCUCGAAGAUCUGUAGCAUUACUUGGCAGUGAAAGGGUACAUACAGGCCUUCUCCGAACAAUUAAAUCUUUUGUUUCCUUUCCUUUGAAAUGCUGGGUAUUUAUGUGCUUACAGUACAAUAGAGUGGCUAAUCAUUUGGGAUAAUGCUAGCCAGACAAGCUUUCUCGGGCAGCUGUGUCAGUGUGCCUUGCCUGUUUAUUAAAAGGCCUAUUACAUGCAUUAAGGGGAAUACACGCUCACAUGUUUUAUAAAAUAUAUUAUUUAGCAUUUAAACAAGUCCAUAUAGAGCUAGCGUAUUCUCAUGUUUUAUGUUUUCAUACCGGUGUAAAUUUGCAUAACAAGGUUUUGUGUACAAUUGAGGCCCUGGUAUUUAAAAGAACACUGUUGCAUUAGAAAUGCAAACUUGUAUUCCUAAUGAUAUAGUGUUGUGUAAUUGUUUAGUUGUGUAAUUUUCAAGUUAAGAGUGGCUGUAGGUUAUUGUAGGGAAUAUUUGUACAAUCUAUAUAAAUUUAUAUCACACAAUUCAUUAGUACAUAGUAGUGUUUCUUACUCUGUUUUAUUUUGCUUACUUAAAGGAGCACUAUAGGGUCAGGAAGUAUUCCUGACCCUACAGUGUUACAAUAACCAUCAAGCCCCAAUUACCCUCCAAAAUGCAGUGAAAUCUUACCUUAUUUCCAGUCUGCCAGUGCUGCCUCCACCCAUGAUCCGCCUCCUUGGCUGACAUCAGAAGUGGGGGGGAGGCGCAAACGCCACCCUUGCUUAUCAGCAUCUCCUUAUAGAGAUGCUUUAAAUCAGUGUGGAAUUUCAGUGUCUCCAUACAGUGUGGAGACACUGAAUGUCAGUGUUACACACUGUGCAACACUGAACCAGGAAGAACCUCCAGUGACAAUCUGAGUGGCGGCCAGUGGAGGUGUCCCUAGUGAGCAAUGUAAACACUGUUGUUUCUCUUAAGGGACUGACUAUACUUACCAGAACAACUACAUUACAUCCCUUUUAAGAGACACUUUAUAGGCACUAUAGCCUUGUUCAUCUUACUCUUCCAUUCAAUGUCAGUAUCAUUUUUGACAGCCCAAGGCAGUAACUACUCUCAACCUUUCACACCUGCCUGUUGCUGGUAUGAAAUGGCAUGACCGAGUGUAAGCCAAAUUAACCGUAUUUCUAGGUGGGGCUAGACUGCAAAUGCCCCGGAUCGUCAUUCAUUGUUAAAACUGUUGAAAACUGUUUACAGAAUUUAUUGUACAGAUGGAUGACGCCAGGGGUCUCCAGUCACUAUAACCACUUCAGUGAGAAAAAGUGGCUAUUGUUCCUAAUGUGUCCCUUAAUUACCAUGUAAUCUGCUUUCAUUCUCCAGUAAGAAACAAACAAUAUAAAAAUGAACAACUAUGGGUCACUAACCUAUACCUGAUGUACUGGUAUUUGUUAUCACUGCUGUUUGUCAACAACCCAGGUAUCCCUCUAAGAAGCUGAUAUCAACCUUUUCUCUUUCAUCUACUAGUGUUUACUAACUUCUUUAUGAAUAUCACAUUGUUGAGACUUAUUAUGUGUUUUAAAUAAGUGGUUCUUAACCCAAACCUUAAGUCAUAGCAGUACAAUUUUAUAUUUAGAAUUCUGUUUAUGAAGCAACAAUGUUACUGUUCAGAAUGAUUAACUGAACCACAUAUUCACCUAAAAAUUCCCAUAAAUGGUCCUUAUUUUAUUCCAAUUAAAAUGAACUCAUUGGCAAUUUGAAAAGUCUUUGUAAUUAUCUUGGUUUAUGCUAUAGAUUUAGUAAGAUAUGUGAAAUUAAAAUGCUAUGAUAAAUAUUUUAAAAGAAACUUGAAGGAUGUGUUGAAUAUCAAUGACGUGUGGAUUAUUUUUUUAUUUUUUUAUUUCUUACACAUUUUGGUGAAAUUUUUCCUAUGCAUUUCACUAUAAAAAAAAAAAAUCUGUGCGAUUUUAAUCAGUAGAGAAGUGGGAGCAGUUAAUGAAGUGCUGCAAGUUCGUUUUUCUUUGCACUUUUAAAGAACUGAUAGACAAACACAAGUAGAGUAUUUUAAAUGAAGAACUUCUAUAUCUAAAUACAUUAUAUAUGUGAUCAUUUUUAUAUCCGCAUGCAGUUAAACUCAAAUAGCUGCCACUAACUGAUCUGUUACGGGGUAGCGAUCAGUAAGGAAUAGCCGUGUAAACUUUGAUAUUUUGCUCACUUCUGGUUAGACAAAAUCUAUUGCGUCAGGAAUAUAAAGAAUCUUUUCAGUAGUUACAUUGCAGUGCAAUUGAUCAUAUCCUUCAAUUAACCCAGGGGGAUGAUUGAUCACACUUUCUGCCAUGAAUUUAUACCGAAUGGAUUUAUUGACUUGACACAUUUUCUUUACAAAGAGUAGAAACUAUUAUAUUUUUUUUUUUGAUUGAAGAUGCUUGUGAUUUGGCAAACAUACACAGAAGGGAAUUAAGGGUCAAUCUUGGAGGUUAUUUGAAUAUUUUUUACAAGUUGCUGAUACUGUUAGAAAACAAGUUUAUAGUCACUCUUGCUGCUUUUACUUGUAGAUUUUCCCUCACCUCAAUGUAGUCUAGCAUAUAAAUAGUGAGAAAAUAUAUUGAAUUUAUAAGGAGGGAAAUGAAAUAGAUAGAACAUGUACAAACCAUGUUCAUUUCUUCAAUAGUAACUCCAGGCCCCUAAAAAAAACAAAAAAAAAAAACUCUAGCUUGUUAUAAAGCUUUAUUGGUUUUUAUUUAUUUUUUCAUUUUACAAGUUUUCAUUGGGGUAUAUCUACAGUGAUUGAUUUUUUUUAUUUUUUUAUUUUUAUUUAUUUUUUUGUCUUUUGGUUAGUGGAGUGUCCCUUUAAAGUGAUUGUCACCAAAAAAAAAAAAAAAGUUUUUGACAAGAACAGGUUCAAGUAUGAAUUAGAAUCUGUAUUUUAAAAUGUUCACAAACAAUAAAUCACCAGCACGUGCACAAACAAAAAGAUCUUAAAGUGAACAUAUCAUAAAUGUUUAUAUCUGCUUUAUAUAGGCUCCAAAUGGAUUGAAUACACAAUGUAUCUCAGACAAACACGAUAUAUUAACACUGACACACUGACUUUGUUGCCAAUAUGCUAGCACUUGUGGUUAGGGAGUGCAUAUGCUGUGGAUGCUCUGUGUGGGGAGCAGGAGGACUGUCUGUGGUAGAUGUUUUGUGCUCCCCCUUGCCAGCCAAUUCUUCUCCAUAGAGGCUAUGCCAAAGGUGUGACUGACAAGUAGGAGAAUCCUUUUUAAAUCUUCCAGCACAAUGUAUAGAUAGAAUAGAUAGUACAUCCCUGCUGCAGGGGACCUUGCAAUAAUUUGACAUCCUCUUAACAUCAAUUGAUUUAUGGUAGUGCGAAUAAAUAUAUACAUGCAGUACCUGACAAACACUAAGCUCUCUUGCUAGAAACUAGAUUUAUAUAAGCAAUAAUUAUCAAUGGUUUUCAUUAUAUUAAACAUUUCCAGAAAUAUCAUAAAGUACUCCUUAUUAACUUUAUCUGUGAUUCUAACCGCAUAAACUUGUGUAAAAGCAAAAACUCACAAAGUGUUUUCCAACAGUAGUUAAAAGUUUUACUGGUGUUGUAAACUUAGCUACCUGAGCUCUCCAUGCAUUAUAAAUAAAUUAUAUCUGUCUAUAUUAAAACUGCCUGUAAUUGCAGUAGACUUCCUUGUCACUCACUUAAAUACAAGUCCAGCUAUGUGCUGUUUGGCAGGAAAUUUAUUGAAUCAGUAAAAUGCUAUAUAGUAGUUUGCUUUCACCAAAAUAAGCGGGGAAAAAAAGUAUGGUGUGCAGUGUCACAAAUUGUCUAGAUAACACCAAUAUGGUAGGACUAUGAUCACAAACAUGUUUAGCUACAGCAUGCUGCGGUUUGGAAGCCCAAUCACACAGCAGUUUAAAUGGUUAACCUUGCACACACAACGUAAUAUAUAGGCACCGAUAAGAACUGAAAACGAGAUCUUUCCAAUGCCGUGCUUAUGGAUUUCAUUUUAUUCUGACAAGGCUUUAUAGUUUGUGUUUUUUUUUCUAUUUCACUAGGAAAGUUUUGUGCUUACCUAUGACAAAUUCUUUUUCAUAACGAUUGAAGUGUUUUCUUUUUCUUGCAAAGCUUAAACUGUUUUAUUUUGCAUUAAAAGGUCUGCAUAUUAAGUAGGGCCUUUAUGGGGGGGAUCGUUUUAUAGAAUUACUAUGUAUUUCAGAAAAUACAGAAGAUUCACUGUUUUACACAAAUCAUAUACGUUUUUAACCCCUUAAUGACUGAGCCAAAUGUUCAUGUUUUGAUCAAAAUAAAACGUAAACAAAACUUGGGAUUUGACUGUCUGUUCAACCCUAAUUCACCUCUUUCGUAUUAAGUGCACCCACACUUAUUAUAUAUCAUUUUAUUCAGGUGAAAUAGGGUUUUCAUUUAACAUCAAAUAUUUAGCUAUGAAACUUAAUUUGAUAUGAAUAAAAUAUUUUAAAAAGUGAGAAAUUAAGAGAUGUUAAAGUUUUUUUUAGUUCUGCAUGACAUUUUAACUGUGACUGUCAUAAUACUGUUUGCUUUUACUGCAAUAAAAUACACAUUUGUAUUCAGCGAUGUCUCACGUAUAAAACAGUACCCCCUAUGUGCAGGUUUUAUGGUGUUUUGGGAAGUUACAGGGUCAAAUAUAGCAUGUUACCCUUUUCAGUUUUUUCACAUUGAAACUUGCCAGAUUGGUUACAUAGCCUUUGAGAGCAUAUGGUAGCCCAGGAAUGAGAAUUACCCCCAUGAUGACAUACCAUUUGCAAUAGUAGACAACCCAAGGUAUUGCAAAUGGGAUAUGUCCAGUCUUUUUUAGUAGCCACUUAGUCACAAACACUGGAGCAGAAACGUUUCGACCUGCUAAGAGGUCUUUGUCAAGCUGGCUAAUCAGAGUUAUGUGAUCAUGAUUAUUUAGAUAUGGAAAGAGGACAGCUGCGAAGUAUUUCAAAAUGAAACCUUUUCUUUCUUCCUACAGCUGAAGAUCCGUCAGAAAACUUUGUCCGUCUCCGAGACUAUGUUCUUGUUAAACUCUGUCAAGAUUUGCAGUGUUUUUCUGCUGAAAAACUCCAUCUCGGGUUCAGUAAAGAGAUGGUGACAGAAACUCAACAGAAACUCAAGAUAAAUAAGGUAUUUGCAUGCCAGCACUGCCUAUGAUUGCUUGAGACAUUCUAUAGUACUUUUUAUCGUGUUAGGCUGCUGACUUGGACAAAUUCCUUAAUGCUGCAUGUUUCCUCUUUCCUUUUUCCCCAUCCCUCUUCCCCCUCCAUCCCUCCACCACAGACAGACACUAUACCAUAUGACUGUUUGACUUUCAUGGGAAUUUGCCUCUCUUUCCACAUAAAGCUGACACUCAGUGGGAAAGACGUGAACUUUAGCUCUUGUAUAAAUGUAUCCUUACAGUUCACUUACAGAAAAAUGAUUCUUUUUGUACGGCGUGUAUGGAUAUAGACUAAACUUUGUGUGUGUUAUAUAGAAUUACAGAGCAGGGGGGGAAAAAAAACAUUCUUCUGUAAGCAAACUACAACGGCGCAUUUAUAUCAGGGUUAAAGUUUGUCCUUACGUCUACAUUGUUUUGCAGAGUUUUUCACUAGUAGCCAUGUGUUUUGUCUAGCUACACAAUCACAGGUUAACUGAAGCUGCCAUGUAAAUGGGGACUUUGCCCAUACAUUCCCCUUUAAGUACCUCACAAUAUGCAUAUAUUUUAUUUUUACUUUAAGCUUGCAAAUAUCUAAUGUUGCAAGAGAUUUUGGCAGCUUAUCCUUUAAUGUUCUACUACAUACAACAUGCCAACUUCAGUGAUUUGAAGUGGUCAUGGUGCCUUGAGAUUGUAUGUGCAGGAUUCCGCUAUGAAGGGCUGCACAUACAGAGACUAACCCCUCUGCUGCCGGCAGCUUCGUAAGGGUUUCAUCAGACAGCCCGGAACUGAAGUUGCACAAAAUGAAUCAUUGGCUUUGAACAGUUAACUGACCACCCUGGCGUCUGCUGCACACACAAAUAUAAAAUUAAAAAAUUUCAUUUAUUUACAAUUUUUUUUUGUUGGGGUUAUUGCACUUUUCCAAAAUUUUAAAAUUUAUAUAUUCUUCAUAUGCCAUUGCUUGUCCAGUAUAUCGUGUAGAAUCUUGCACAUUUGUUUCAGUUAGACGUGCAAAUGUGUGACAUAAUUACAUAUGGCAAUGAUGUCACAUGUCAUUUUAGUGCAUUUUCAAAUUCUCAUAACUGUCUUAUGCACAGUCUUUAGAUUUUAACAAUCUAACGUAAUGCUGUCACAUGCUUAUCAAUGAGAGAAUAACAAUGCAGAGAUAAGUAAUAUGUAAAAACAUUCAGUUUUUUUUUUUCCCUAAAGUAGUGAUUUCUCAUUCUUAUCUAAUCCAGCAGUGUGUUAUGAAAGUGAAAAGUUCCUAGAAUUAAAAUCAAAGCACGAUUCUAUUACUUUUAAGCAAAUGUACUAUUAAUCUAAAUAGAAAGAUAAAAAAACGACUUUCUCUCUCUAUAUAUAUUUAUUUCCCAUAUGAUGCUUACAGUAACACAUCACUAGAAAUUAAACAUGGGAAUUAAUCCAAAGCAAUAUAUUAUUUUCAGCAACAUGCAAGACGAGUAUAUGAAAUUCUUCGACUCCGUGCAACAGACCUGUCUGAUCCUGAGAAAGCGAAGGCAUACAGAUUGGAUAUCAAGAAAAGGCUUGUUGGUCCAUACAAGGUACGACCUACAUCACACAUCUGUUAUUCAGCUUUAAUCUAUAAAUAUAAAAGAGCACAAUUGCUAGGUUUAUUACUUUACUGAUGUUUAAAAGCAUUGAGGCGGAGUUCCAUUUUUGUGGGUCUUUACAUUGUGUUAUCAGGCACAGCUUUGUGUGUUGUUGAUGCAUGUGCUGUAGGCAGAAUAAGUCUGGGCUGUAGGAAAAGCAUUAGAUUGAACCAGAGAUCAUGAUUAUUUCCAACUGUUUUUGAUGCCUUGUCUUACACAUUCAGAGACUUAAAGCAUUGAUUGUCUUUAACUGCAUAUUUCAAAUCAAGAUAAACAUUUUCUCUUUUAUUAGAAGACCCAAAGAAGAUGUAUUACAAAUCUCUCACUUUCCCCAAGAGUUCAACAAACUUUUAUUUUAUUUUAUUAUUUUUUAAAGUGUAUGCUUUCUCUUCAGAGAUUAGAUGAGACAGGCUUGGAAACAACUUUGUUUACUACACGAUGCUCCUCCUUGCCAGUACUAUACAUCCACAGAAUAUACAUUUUCAGACAGAUCAAAAAAGCCUCUUCCAAAGUUUUCGUUUGGUAGCAUGUCAUGUCUGUGAUGUACAAUAAAUGUUAGGCAACUACAACAUAGUUCCCAAAGGUGUUUUCCCAUAUGAAAUGUAGUAACGCCUUCCUUAUGUUGUUGGAGGCAUGGUUUUGUGAUUUUUAUAUGAAAUGAUCUGGCCUCCUGUCUGGUUACGUUGCUGUUGCUUUAAAAAAAUAAAAUAAUGUUAUGUUGCUUGUAUAAAUGCUAAUAUUUUUGUGGAAACAUGACUUUACUGAACCACCUAAGAUUAACUUAUACGUACGUGUUCGUCUUAUAAUUACAGCUGGAAUUGGCAAACAUAUAAUAGCAUAUACGACAUAAAGAUGUCGUAUAGCUGCGUAACGGUUUACAGUUGAAAUUAAAUAAUAGAUUUGACAUAUAUUUACAUAAAACAAUUGUUACUUUUGUUUCAUGCAUGCUGCCAUUAAAUUUUUUAAUAAAAUCUUCAACUUUUAGACUAAUUUGUUUUGAUGUCAGUAUGUAAGCCAUUGUUUUGUAAUUUACUCUGAAAGUAUGUCUGUUACGUUGCACCAUUACAGAUGAAAAUCUAGUGAGUUAGUUACCAAGCAGAAACCUGUGCAGAGUUAACAUGUGACAAUCAACAUUUAGGCCAAAUUAACCACUCGAGAAAGCAAAACUCAGGUUAUUGUGUCCUCUGUUUAGCUAGUUGGAUGCUAAAUUAGUACAGCUCAUUGUAUAGUGAAUAGUCCCAUACUUUGUAUUGUUUACUUGGGCUUCAAAUGAAUAUUAACCAUUUGUGCUAUAUAUUUGUUUUAUACUUUGUACAGAAAAACCAAAGGGAGCUGGCCAAGAUGAGGAGAUGUCUCCAACCAGAAGAACUAACUAACCAGAUGAACCAAAUAGAUCUAAAUACUCAGCAUGAGCAGCUUGAGGAGAGCUAUCAACAGCUUAUAGCCGAGUACAGACGGACUGUGGAAAGGAUUGCCCAGGCAUGAAGCACCCACACAAUCUGUACAUAGUUUCUGAGCUCUGUCUACAGUUAAGCCUUCAAGUUCUGAUUUCCUUGUUUUGUCACAAAAAUUGAGGUUAAUGCUGUUACUAUUGUGUGAACUCUGACACCGCGCGCGCUUGGAACAUUCCAAUAUCAAUCUGUUUGGAAAACCUACAAUAAGAGAUAUCUUCCUUUUGUCUUAGAGUGAAUUAACAACCUGAUUAAACAACUCACUUGGCACCCAGAUUGCCUCCCAGCUUCACUUAAAGUAACAUUGUUAUAAAGUAUUAUCUGGCCCAUUGCUAUGUUUAUCUUGUAGUCAAUGACCACUUUAAUAUCAGAAUGGUCCGUAUUAUGCUACAGGAUAUUAUAGAAAAUAUACUACACUAUACACUGUAAAAUGUAACGGUAUAUCACAUACAACAUACUACAGCGUAUAGUAUCACAUGCAAAUAACAUAAGGGGUGAGUCUAUGCUUGGGAGAUGAAGUAUAUCUGGCUUAUUAUGUGAAUGAGGGCAGAUAUAUAUUUAAAAAAAAAAAAAAACCUUACCAGUUCUAUUUUAUAUCAAAAUGUAAAUGCGCUUCUUUAGUGCCACUGCUUUUGCUGGUACUUUCUCUACAUUUUGGGGUUAUUCAAAAACCCCUAACCCAUAGUUCAUUUACCGGUUUAGAUUGUUUACUGUGUUUUAUUACAGUCUGCUAUCCGCAUAUUGUUUACACAGUCUGUACCUAUCCAGUGGCACUUAUAGAUAAAAUAUGGAAUAAAGAGUAGCAAACAUUUGUCUUGUAUAUUUAAUUUGACAUUGAAGCUCAAUUUAAAAAAAUUAGUUUAAAAAAAAAAAAAAAAAAAAGUUACCCAAGCUUCCUUACAGGGGAUCUGUCACUUUUUUUUCCAGAAAUUUAUACCACUGAAUAAAACAUUAAAAACUAUUUAUACCUUGCAUUAACAUUUUUUUUUUAUUUAUUUUUUGCUCCAUAUUCUUUUGAAAUUAUAUUAAACAUUUUGCAAAUUACAUCAAAAUCCAGUUAAAUCCUGGCACAGCCAUGGCACACAUAGCAAAUGAGAAGAAUCUAAAACAUUGUUUUAUAUAUCCUAUUCUUUCUGCUGUCCCCUAGUUGCAAGGUACUUAUAACAAUGAGGCAAGAUUUAGGAGCCCAGAUGAAGGAUAUAGAAGUGUGGAUUUCUACAUUUUAAUGUUGUUUUUCACACUGCACAAACACAUAUUUGUUAGAUGUAGAAAUAAGUAAACAUACUAUUAAAAAUCCUGGCAUGUUACAGUUCCUCUUGAAUGACAUUUGAGCUUUUACUUCGAUUCUAAUAAUUUCUUCUCAGCACAUUGGAAAAAAAAUCACUUGGAGGGAUUUUUAGAGAGUGAAGACCUAUCUCAGUCAUGUAAAUUACAACCAUCAGUGAACAUCUACGGUGACAUAAAAGUGCUAACAGCUUUGAGUUUGGCUUGGAGAAAAUGUUAUAUAAAUUGCUGGCAAUAGCAGCCAUGUAUAUAGCGGUGCCAUAUAUAAAAGAUUUAAAUAGGAUAAAAUCAAAGAGUUGCCUGUGCUGUCAGUUUAGGAGAGAAACAUAGGUUGUUUCUUCUUUUGAGCUGAAGAUGUUACUACAUUCAGCCCUUCAUUGUGGGCUUAAGGUCCACCUUACUCAGGUCACUCUUUAAUGUCGGGUCUGUGGAAAGGUGCUUGUAUAUUAGAAAGUGCAACUUACCCCCUGUAGAAUGUAAUUGGUGUAAUGGGUUACUUUGUAGCUCCCUAACCUUAAAGAGGUACCCAGCCUACAAUUUUUAGCUUUAUUUGCUCAUAGAAUUAUUCAGAGGCCUAUAAUUUAAGGUAAAAUAAAUAUUAUUAAAACACUGUAUGCCUGUGAAUGUUUGUGUGUGUAUAUAUAAAGCUGCAACAGCAGACUAUUUAGAACAGGUGUAUUAUUGCACCAGUUGUGCACCCAGCAGUCACCCUCUAAAAGGUCUUAUUCAAUUAUAGUAAGGCUGUUGAACUAAAGAUGUGGCUCACAAUGGACUUUGAUUAUGUAUUAACAUGCCAAGUUCUGCAGAGCUUGGUCAAUAUGUGGUUGCAAACAAAUGGACAAACAUUAAAUAUUACAUAAAUCACAACAGACUCUCUCCACCUUAAUGGGUUUCUCUACGACGCCAUCAAAUUAACAUGAGCAAUUGAUUUCCCACAUCACUAUUCUAGGAUUAAUAUAUGUCUUAGAAAAGUUAACGUAUAAGCAAGGCCUGAUCAUUACUCCAGUUCUACUUUAGCAAUAUUCAGUGUUAAUUUUUUUUUAUAUAUAUAUAUAUAUAUAUAUAUAUAUAUAGUAAUUGAAUGCUUUAGUCUUGAUCUUUGUUACUUGUAUUUGAAUGUAUAUGU